Molecule: messenger RNA, 66578 nt
Organism: Callithrix jacchus (white-tufted-ear marmoset)
Lineage: Eukaryota; Metazoa; Chordata; Mammalia; Primates; Cebidae
Source: RefSeq, a predicted model, not a curated record
AAAACCAACGUUCAUUUCUACCAAGUAGAGGACUGGGGGUCUGUGUCCCUAUUGCUUCUUCACCAGGGGCCCUAGAGAACCAAUGGGGCGGGGGAAGAAGAAAAUGGUUCUUAACUCAUUAGGUAAGAGGGAAUUCCUAAUGUGAUCAAAGUGGAUGGGGCUGUCUGCUUUUGACUUCCGAAACCUAGAAUGGCCAUUCCGUCUCAUUUGUUUUAAACAGAAUCUUAUUUUCUAUACUUUCUCGGAGGUUUUAUCAGCAACACUGGUGGUCCAGUGACCUUCUGGAGCUGGUUUUCCUGCCUAAGGGCAGCCAGGCUAGAGCUGCUUUAUUUGGGGUAGGGGGAAUUGGAUGUUUGGGCCACAUUUUCUUCCUCCAGCCUGGCCUAGUUGCCUGUGUCUUGGUGGAGGGGGCUGCAGUGAGUUCAAGUGGGGACCGAGGCUCAUUUGUGUGUCUUCUCCUGAGAGCUGAUACCUGGGUGAAUCCUCAGCCCAUGAUGUGUGUGGUCAGCGGGCCAUUUGUUCAGGGCUUGGGUCGUUUCCAUUCCAACCGGGCAUUUCCUACCAGGAGACUUACAGAAGACUUAUUUUAGGCUCUCUGUCUGGAGACAAGGAGACGGACAAGGUCUGGAAUGGUUUUCGAGUUGGAGGAAGGGCAACUAAUGGGACCACCAGAGAUUUUGCACUUGUAUUUUAGUUUGCCUUGUGGCCCAGAGAUAUUUCUAGCAGAGCUGAGUUUGGAAAGAAGCACAACUUCUUUCUAGAAGGGAGUAAAUAAGUAAAUAAAAGGAGUCCAGCACAUCUUGGAGGAGACAGGGGAAGGCUCCCUGGCCCACCAGUGCUGCUUGGCACUGGCUUCUCAUACGGCUUGCUCACCCUUCCCAUGCCCAGGGCAGGGACUCAUGGUCUUGAAUUAAGGGAUCUGUGAAUUGGCUGGGUCUGGUGUUAAUGGUGGUUGAUCUCAGCCCUUUGACUUCAAAGCUGGAAAAGGGCCUUAGAGAUUCUCUGAAAGCAACUGAGGUACCCAGUAAGGGGCAGAACCAGCACUCAAAUCUGAGCUUUCAGUGUGUUCCCAGUGCCAUUUCUACAAGGCCACUGUCCCUGCUACUGCUGGGGAUCCCAAAUCAAGCUCACUUCAGAGAAUGUAGCGAUGAGAGCGUGAAACCCACGGGCUCACACCACACACAUGAGACCGGUUUAAUGGGGCGCCUUAUUUUCCAGAUGUGUUGUUACACAAACUGUGCUGGAGGAUGUGACUGGCCAGUGAGAUAACUAGGGGGAACUGGGUGAUUCAGGCGGUUUCAACACUGACUUCUUCAAAGUCCAACAGUCAGAGGAGCAGUGUAGUCAUCGGGAUUUUUUCACAUUGCGCCAUUUUUUGAUCUGGAAUGCUUUCUUCACACUUUGACUCGUGUGUGAUUUAUUUAGGAUUGGUCAGGAGAGAAGUGAAGGAAUGUAAAGGCCCGAGGCCUGAACUGAUCUUCAUCCAUGGGUUAAAUGUACUAGAAUGUGUCUGGGCGCAGUGGCUCAUGCCUGUAAUCCCAGUACUUUGGGAGGCAGAGGCAGGUGGAUCACGAGAUCAAGAGAUGGAGACCAUUCUGGCCAACAUGGUGAAACCCCCUCUCUACUAAAAACGGCAGGCACCUGUAGUCCCAGCUGCUCAGGAGGCUGAGUCAGGAGAAUCACUUGAACCCAAAAAGUGGAGGUUGCAGUGAGCCAAGAUUGUGCCACUAUAUUCUGGUCUGGCUACAGAGCGAGACUCCAUCUUAAAAAAAAUAAAGUACUAGAACGUUUGUGAGGGUAGACGUCUUUGUUCAUUGCUGAGCCUCUGUGCCUAGAGCAGGUUCUGAUUCUAGUGGGCCCUCACUAGAUACUUGCUGAAUUUACUGGGCAUUAGGAAAAGGGUUUGCCUCCCAGAAGGAACCCAUGAAUGACACAGGCAGGGACAGGAGGUGAUUGAUGGGAGCUGCAGAGUUGUGCUGUGAGUCAUUGCUUCAAACAAGCUCCAGACAGGUGAGGCAGGAGGGGGCUGGGAAGAGAGGAUCCUGAAUGGGGCGGAGCCCCUGGGUGGAGACUCGUGCACAACAAUAGGUUUGAAUUGGACUCAGGAUAUAGGGAGAAUAAUAAUCGUGGUGUAUCCUGGAGCAGAAUGACGCUGCGUGCUUUGUCUGUUUGUCUCUCUUAGUCCUCGCAGAUGCUGGCUCCUGCAUGCUUAUUCUCAUUUAGCAGUUAAAUAACUCAUCCAAGGGCACAGAGCUGGUAUCCAAACCCAGGCUGUCUGACUUCAGACUUUGCCUCCCAGAAACGACGAGGUGGUCAGAUAUCUCUGCCAGUGCCAAAGAGCUGGGCAUUCAGCACUUUGGGGUUCCUCAAAAGGACAGCAGCAGAAAAAGUGAAGAAGGCAUUGUGGGUCUGCAGCAGAGGGAGGCUGGUCAGGGAGUGUGCCUGAAGAGGGCUUGUGAGACCUAUCAGGGAAUGCUUAUUUUCGGGGCCUAACUAUUCCCCACGCAGAGUGGCUGUUGUGAGAUCAGGGCUAUUUUGCACUUGAUGAAGAUGCAGGGGAUCUUUAAUGGGCAAAGAUUGCUUAAAGUUUAGUUGGCAUAUAUUUGAAACUGGUGGGAAUUUUAAAGCUAAGAAAUGUCAUUGUCGGCCUUGAUACCACCGGAGUCUUGUUUCCCACAUGUGUAAAGCUUACCUGCCUACUCCAGGAUGCUGGCCCAGCCUGUUCCAGACCACAGCAGCCCCUCAUUGGCAGUCUGUGAUGUGCUAGACACCGUGCAGGUCCCCUCCUCGUGAAGCUUGCAGUCUCCCUGGGAGGCAGGCAUUAAACUAAUAAUUAUACAAAUACUCUUUAAUUACAGUUGUUAUGAAUGGUUCAAAGGAAUAAGUACAGAGACAUUGAAGCCAGUAAUCAUUGAGAGGGGGCAGGGAGGCUUUCCUGAAAAAGGGCAUUUAAAUAGCCACCCGCAGUGUGGAUGAAGAGGCUUUAACCAGGGUGGUACAGUUCAUUAACCUUGAUGUGAACCUCGAGACUCCAUGUGCAGUCCAUGGACCAGCAUCCGUGUUACCUGGUAGUGAGUGAGAAAUGCGGAACCCCGGGCUCCUCAGCAAAUCUGCUGGAUCUGCUGUUUAAUUCACACGCAUGGUCAUGUCUGCGGACCACUUUGGGACUCAAAAGUACUGAGCUGGGAGGUUCUCAGCUUUGCUGGGAGCGGUUGGGUGACCCUGGGAAAGUCACUUCUCGAGCAAGUGAGGAGGGCAUUAGGUAAUCUCCUUAUUUCUCUGGCUUCUCUGAUCUUUGGCCUUUUCCAGUUUGUGCCAUCGCCCCGCUGUGGAGGGUGAGGAGCUGGGCUGGUGCAGCAGCCCAGCCUGUGUGGCCAUUGGUGGAAACCCAGCAGGCACUCGUCCAUGCUCUGAUCUCAUUUCCCUAAGCCCAGAAGAUGGGCUGGACCAUCAGAGCCUUUGAUAAGGAUCGGAACAAUUCCCUAAAAGAUUGUCUUAAGGUGACCCUGGGAGGAUUUGGCCUGAAGCAAAAGAAAAACUGGCAAGGGUCAAAAGGGCCUUGGGGAAGAAAGGUGUAGUGUUUCUUCCAAAAGCGGAACCUAAAACGAGGAGAGAGAGGCACCCGCUCAGUAGCUCCACGAGUGGGAACAUAAUGCUUAAAGAAUUGCCGCGGAAUUUUAGCCCUGAGAUCUUCAUGUCACUGUAGAGAAGAACAGAGGGUUGAAAUCAGGGGUCCUGGACUCUUGCAGUGUGUGGGUGGGCUUUGAGGGUCAGGGGUACUGGAAACUGUGCAGAAGGUUACAAUAUGCACUUUUCUGGGAAGAGGACCCAUAGCUUUCACUGGCCUCAAGGGAGGCUGCAGCUCCAAUAAUUAGUCAAAUGUCUUUCUUGACUAACCUUACUCAGCUCUUUUGUUAUAUGGCACAUACAAUAUGCCAGGCAUGAUUGUAAGCACUUUACACCUACUAUUAGCUCGUUUAGGUGGAAUACCUUUCCAGAGGUCACAGGUCUGGUAAGCCUCAGAGCCAAGAUUAGAAUGCAGGCACUGCGGCACCAGAGUCAAAGCCUACCCUAGUAACAGGGCAAGCAGGACGAGGGGCUAGUUCUUUUUGGUAGCACAGAUGGAGAGGCUCACCCCUACCCCCACUUUACAGGUAAGCAUGUCCCGAUAGUUCAUGUAAAACACAGAAAGGAUUUUCCCAAGGAAGCACGCUGUGAGUAGCUCCGGGUGGCCAGGCUAGCCCGAGAAAGCCUCUAUCACUUUGGGGCCCAACACAUGCUUGUUAGCAAAGAAAAUAAUGAGAAAACAAGACUGCUGCAUCACUAAAGGCUACAUUAAAAAUUCUAGAAUUGGAAAGAAGGCACUUGAAGAAUUGCACCCUUAAAUCAGGGAGGUAAGGUGGCAGCAGGAAGUUGGGGUGGAUUCUGAAAAGGAGGGAUUAAAGGACAUCAGAGCCAAAGCACUGCCAAAUAUAUGUCGAAUCAGUACCUUCAAAAGAUAAAAUAGCUGGUUUUUAUUACUACUCAUUAAUGUGUGUAGCUCACAGACCUGACCCUUCCCCCAUUCCUAGUGCCUACACUAAGUACAGAGGCCUUUUGUCUUUUCUGUCAUUCAUUCUCUGUGUUACUUGAAUUGUUAUCCAGUAUGUAUUAUCUUUUAUAUAUAUAUACAUAAAUAUAUAUAGGGGUGUGUGUGUGUGUGUGUAUGUAUGUGUGUGUUUGUAAGUGAAGUAAAAGAACAUUAGAAGUGGGUUGGAGGCCAGGCACAGUGGCUCACUCCUGUAGUCACAGGCAUUAUUACAGAGAUGGGAUGGGGUUGUCCUUUGGGAGGCCCAGGCAGAAGGAUUGCUUGAGCCCAGGAGUUUAAGACCAGCCUAGGCAACAUAGUGAGACCCUGUCUCUCCAAAAACUUUUUAAAAUCAGCCGGUGGCACGUGUAAGCUGUAGUCCCAGCUACUUGGGAGACUGAGUUGGAUCCCUUGAACCCAGGAGGUUGAGGGUGCAGUGAGCUGUGAUCACGUCAUUGUACUCCAGCCUGAAAACCCUGUCUCAAAAAAAAGUGGGUUGGCCUCUUUCACAAUCACCAAUGUAAAGGAGUUUCUGAUAUCAAAUAUAUGUGAUCUAUUGUGUGUUUAUUUCUGGGAGUACUAAGAGAAGUGUUGGAAAUGUGAGGAUUUUUAGUGUAGUCAGAGGCUGAGAAUAAGUGAUCACAUUGUGACCCAACUAUCUUCCCUUUUCUUACUUCCCUGCCCCCAGCAAAUUGUAUACAUGGAAUCAAAAUGAACUACAGAAAGCAGGAAUGUCCACCCUCCACAUUUGAAUGGGAAACUCUAACUUUUGUGAUGACUCUUGGUUAUGUGUGGUUUUAUCUUCGGUGUGGUACCUGGAAUGCCAUCUGGGACCCCAUCCCAUUCUGGGUGGGAUGGGACAGCAAGGAUACACAUUUCCAGACUGGGAAGGCAGUCCUGCAUGUGUUUGGUAAAAGACGAUGGCCAAACUUGGAGCACGUCGGAAUGUCCUUACAAGGACCAAGUCCAAGCUGGCCCUUGAGACCCAUCAGGUUCCCUCUGGAAGCUGGUGGGGCUGGUCCUCGAGCCGUGCGCUCACAAGCCAUCACUUCCCAUCAUGACUCCAUUCUCUAGCUAUAAAAUCACAACACAGUUCAUAGACUUGCCGUUACCCAGAAGCAGGUCACCUCUGAAAUUCAGAACACUUCCUGUCCUCCCACUACACGGCACUCGUUGAAGCAGCCCUGCCCUCCCCUGCCCCAGCCUGGGAAAUCUGUACCCACUCCCUUGGUCCAUUCCCCAUGUGCCUACUAUCAACCCCACUACUUAUUCCUUUGCGUCCUGCCCUGGCUCCUUCCCUGUGUCUGGGUACCCCACAUCCUCCUAUGCCUUAAUCCUUCACCUCAUCUACAGUCACACAUCUCUCCCCCCCACCCCCUACCCAUGUCACUUCUCUUUAUCCUAGGAUUUCACAAAGAAGAGUCCACUCUGGCCCCACUUGCUCUCUCCCCCUCUCCCCCUGGCCAGCUCAGCAACAGUGGAGAGUUUCACUCCAGCCCACUCUCACUCCAGCUGGCUCUCCUAGAGGUAGGUCCCUGGCCACCUAAUCACACCCGGUGGCCCGUCUUAUAAGGCAUUCUCUUACCUGGCUUAUGUACAGCAGUUAUUGUCAUGAAUAGUCUUCUCCACCUUGGGUCUCAUCACUCUGGGUCCUUUUCCUACCUCUCAUUUGCUUUUUGUGCCAUUCUUUCUUUUUGCUAUGCUUGGGUGCCUUGGCCACAGUUCUUUGCUACUUGCUUACCUCCCAUGACUGUGGUUUCAGCCUGCAUAGGCCUCAUGGCCUAUGAUCCCUGUCCUCACGUCUCCUAGACAGCCUAGAGCUGGAUUUCCUUUUGCUUUUAAUCUAGUGUGAUAUCUGUGCUCUUUUAACUGGAGAGUUCGGGCCAUUUGCAUUUGUUAUGAUUUUGGAAAUAGAUUUUUUUUUUGUGACGGAGUUUCGCUCUUGUUACCCAGGCUGGAGUGCAAUGGUGCGAUCUCAGCUCACUACAACCUCCACCUCCUGGGUUCAGGCAGUUCUCCUGCCUCAGCCUCCUGAGUAGCUGGGAUUACAGGCACAUGCCACCAUGCCCAGCUAAUUUUUUGUAUUUUCAGUAGAGACGGGGUUUCACCAUGUUGACCAGGAUGGUCUCUAUUUCUUGACCUCUUGAUCCACCCGCCUCGGCCUCCCAAAGUGCUGGGAUUACAGGCAUGAGCCACCGUGCCUGGCCUCGAAUUUUCUUUCUUUUUUUUUUUUUUGAGACGAAAUCUCACUUUAUCGCCCAGGCUGGAUUGCAGUGGCUCGAUCUCAGCUCACUGCAACCUCUGCCGCCUGAGUUCAAGCAAUUCUCCUGCCUCAGCCUCCCAAGUAGCUGGAAUUACAGGCGCCUGCCACCGUGCCCAGCUAAUUUUUGUGUUUUUAGUAGAGAUGGGUUUCACCAUCUUGGCCAGGCUAGUCUUGAACUUCAGACCUCAUGAUGUCCUCAACUCGGCCUCCCAUAGUGCUGGGAUUAUAGGCGUGAGCCACUGCAUCCAGCCAGAUUUUUUUUUCUUCUUCUUUUUCUUUUGAGUCAGGGUCUCACUCUGUCACCCAUGCUGGAGUGCAGUGGCACGAUCUCAGCUUACUGCAACCUCCAUCUCCCAGGCUCAAGUGAUCCUCCCACCUCAGCCUCCCAAGUAGCUGGGACCACAGGUGUGUACCACCACAGCUGGCUAAUCAAAAAAAAUUUUUUUUAUGUAGAGAUGGGCUUUUGCCAUGUUGCCCAGGCUGGCCCUGAACUCGUGAGCUCAGGCUAUCCGUUCGCCUCAGCCUCCCAAAGUGCUGGGAUUACAGUGUGAACCAAUGUGCCUGGCCAAAACAGGAUGCAGGUUUCUUUCUACCAUCUUAUUUGGUGUUUCCUGUGUGUUCUUUUUCUGAUUGUUCUGGUCAUUCUUUCUUUUGAAUUGAUUGAAAGUUUUUUUUCUUUCCUUCCUCCAUUUUUUCUCUACAGCUGUGAAACUUUAUAUAUUUUAUUUAUUUAUUUAUGUAUUUUUUGAGAUGGAGUCUUGCACUGUCACCCACGCUGGAGUGCAAUGGCGUGCUCUUGGCUCACCGCAACCUCUGCCUCCCGGGUUCAAGCAAUUCUCCUGCCUCAGCCUCCCAAGUAACUGGGAUUACAGGUGGGCACCACCAUGCCAGGCUAAUUUUUGUAUUUUUAAGUAGAGACUGGGUUUCAUCAUGUUGAUCAGGCUGGUCUCGAACCUGACCUCGUGAUCCGCCCUCCUCAGCCUCCCAAAGUCCUGGGAUUACAGGUGUGAGCCACCACACCUGGCUUAUAUAUUCUAUUUAAAAAAAAAAAUUUUUUUUUUUUACCUUUUUUAUUUUUAGAGACUGUAACCUUGCUUACUGGGCUCAAGUAAUUCUCCCGCUCAGGCUCCUGAAUAGUUGGUCUUGAAUUUGAACUUCUGUUUGUUUUGUUUUUUUCUUUUUUUGAGACAGUCUUACUCUGUCACCCAGGCUGGAGUGCAAUAGCGCAAGCUCUGCACUCACAAGUUCAAGUGAUUCUCCUGCCUCAGCCUCCCGAUUAGCUGGAAUUACAGGUGUGCGCCACUAUGCCUGGCUAAUCUUUGUAUUUUUAGUAGAGACAGAUUUUCGCCAUGUUGCCCAGGCUGGUCUUGAACUCAUGACCUCAGGUGCUCUACCCACUUUGGCCUCUCAAAGUGCUGGGAUUACACCCAUGAGCCAGUGCGCCCGGCCUAGCCUCCUGAGUAGUUGGUACUAUAGGCAUGCAACCACCACUCCUGGCUGUUUUAUUUAUUUUUUAUUUUUAUUUAUUUAUUUUUGAGACGGAGUUUCGCUCUUGUGACCCAGGCUGGAGUGCAAUGGCGCAAUCUCGGCUCACCGCAACCUCCGCCUCCUGGGUUCAGGCAAUUCUCCUACCUCAGCCUCCCGAGUAGCUGGGAGUACAGGCACGCGCCACCAUGCCCAGCUAAUUUUUUGUAUUUUUAGUAGAGAUGGGGUCUCACCAUGUUGACCAAGAUGGUCUCGAUCUCUUGACCUCAUGAUCCACCUGCCUCGGCCUCCCAAAUUGCUGGGAUUACAGGCUUGAGCCACCCCGCCAGGCCGGUUGUUUUAUUUUUGUAGAGGUGGGGUUUGGGUAUGUUGCCUAGGCUGGUGUCGAACUCCUGGCUUCAAGCUAUGCUCCUGCCUCGGCCUCCCACAGUGCUGGGAUUACAGGUGUGAGCCACCGUGCCUGGCCUGAAAUUGAUAAACUCUAUUUCUAUUCUUUUGAUGUACACAGACUGUAUAAUGUUCACUUGGUCUCUCUAUAUAUUUUUUCAUACAAUGUAAGGACCUUGGAAUGCUUUAUAUAAAAGUCACCACUGUCCCUGCCCACAUUCAGUUGUCAUACAGUGGUUUAUGUUUCUCUCUUUAAUCCCACAAAUUGGGCUCUAAUUUUAAUGUUAUAUACACUUAAUCCUUUGUUUUUAUUUUCCACAUAUUUACCAUUUACUCACACUUUUCCUUUCAUCUCACAUCUUCUUUCUGGGAUCAGAACAUCAUGUGGUGAAAGACUUUUAGUCAUAAACUCAGUUUCUGUUUGGCUGAAAUUUUAUUUCAUCCUUAUUCCUUUUUUGUCUUCUUCAUCUUUUUUUUAGCCUAGAAUAUAUAUAAUAAUGGCUUCAUUCUUCCUCUUAAAAGAUAGUUUUGCUAGGUGUAAAACAGUCUGACCAUUAUUUUGUUGGUGUUUAUGAGUAUUAUUCCACUGUCUUCAGGCUUUCAUUGUUGAUAUUUUUUUUUUUUUUUUGAGACGGAGUUUCGCUGUUGUUACCCAGACUGGAGUGCAAUGGCACAAUCUUGGCUCACCGCAACCUCCACCUUCUGGAUUCAAGCAAUUCUCCUGCCUCACCCUCCUGAGUAGCUGGGAUUACAGGCACACGCCACCAUGCCCAGCGAAUUUUUGUAUUUUUAGUAGAGACGGGGUUUCACCAUGUUGACCAGGAUGGUCUCGAUCUCUUGACCUUGUGAUCUACCCGCCUCAGCCUCCCAAAGUGCUGGGAUUAUAGGCGUGAGCCACUGCGCCUGGCCUCAUUGUUGAUAUUUUUAAGAAGUUGGGGGCCAGGUGCGGUGGCUCAUGCCUGUAUUCCUAGCACUUUGGGAGGCCAAGGUGGACAGAUCACAAGGUCAAGAGAUUGAGACCAUCCUGGCCAACAUGAUGGAACCCUACCUCUACUAAAAAUACAAAAAUUAGCUGGGUGUGGUGGCAUGCACCUGUAGUCCCAGCUACUCGGGAGGCUAAGGCAGGAGAAUCACUUCAACCCAGGAAGUGGAGGUUGCAGUGAGCCGAGAUCCCGCCACUGCACUCCAGCCUAGCAACAAAGCAAGGCUCCAGCUCAAAAAAAAAAAAGUUGGUAGCCCAAAUUGUGCCCUUAAGUAAAUUCUUCUCUUUGGUUGUUUUAUAUGUGUAUUUGUAUGCUUAUGUUUUGUGCUGUGCAAUCCACUGUAAUGUACCAAGGAGUGGAUUUUAUUUUAGAUUCACUGGGCAUCCUGAAGGCAAGGAUUGUUGUCUAUCAUCAGUUUUUUUUUGGGACAAAGCCUCCCUAUUACCCAGGCUGGAGUUUAGUGGCACAAUCUCAGCUAACUGCAACCUCCAACUCCCGGGUUCAAGUGAUUCUCCCACCUCAGCCUCGCGAGUAACUGAGACUACAGGGGUGCACCACCAUGCCGGCUAAAUUUUUUGUCUUUUUAAUAGAAACUGGGUUUCACCAUGUUGGCCAGGGUGAUCUUGAACUCCUGACCUCAGGUGAUCCACCUGCCUUGGCCUCCUAAAGUGCUGGGAUUACAGGCGUGAGCCACCAUGCCCCACCUGUCAUCAGUUUUAAAACGCUUUUUUUUGUGUGUGUGAGACAGAGUCUUGCUCUGUCUCCAGGCGCCAGACUGGAGUGCAGUGGCACAAUCUCAGCUCACUGCAACCUCCCACUCCUGGGUUCAAGCAAUUCUCCUGCCUCAGCCUCCCGAGUAGCGGAGACUGCAGAUGCGCACCACCACACCCAGCUGAUUUUUGUAUUUUUUUAGUAGAGACAGGGCUUCACCAUGUUGGCCAGGAUGGUCUCGAUCUCUUGACCUUGUGAUCCACCCGCCUCAGCCUUCCAAAGUGCUGGGAUUACAGGCAUGAUCCACUGCACCCGGCCUCAGUUCUAAAACAUUUUUAGCCAUUAUAUCGUUGCAUAUUGUUUCUUCAUCAUUAUCUUGUUCUAGUUUCUCCUUUGGGAACUCCAGUUAAUUGUAUACUAGCUUUUGUUUUAUAUUCUUUGUUAUUUCUUUAUUCUUUGUGUUUCUUAACUUUUUCCUUUUUAAUAUUUUUUUUUUAUUCUGGAUGUUUUCAGGGUGUUUUUUUUCCCCACAAACAGAGCAAUGAAGGAGUAAUUUCUUAUUAAAUUUUUAGUUCACUAAUUCUCUCUAUAUUUAUCUCUAAUCUGUUUAGCUCUUCACUGAGGUAUUUUUAAUAUCAAUAUUAACUCAUGGGUUUAAUAUAUCUAACGUGUUUUACUCCAUUGCAAUUGUUAUUUUUGAUGCUCAUCUAUUGAAUUUUUAAUGGGACUGAUUAUAUUUUUUUAUUUCUGGGUUUCUAUUUUAUUCUUUUUCAAAUAUGCUCACCUCUUAAAAAAAUCUCUCGUAUUUUUUAAUUCCUCAUUUUAUUUCUUUAAUCAUAUUAAAUAUGUUUAUUUUGUAUAUGAUAUCCAAUAAAUCUAGUAUCUGAAGUAUUUGCAAUUAUAGUUGUAUUGGUUGAUGCUUCUGCUGACUUCCAUUCAUGAGGGCCUGCUUCGUUAGGUGUUCCGUGAUUUUUAUUAUGUAUUUAUUUAAUUAAUUAUUUAUUUGAGAUGGAGUUUCAUUCUUGUUGCCCAGACUGGAGUACAGUGGCAUAAUCUCAGCUCACUGCAACUUCUGCCUCCCAGGUUGAGGUGAUUCUCCUGGCUCAGCCUCCUGAGUAGCUGAGAUUACAGGCACCCACCACCACGCCUGGCUGAUUUUUGUAUUUUUUAAUAGAGAUGGGGUUUUGCCAUGUUGGUCAGGCUGGUUUCAAACUCCUGAACUCAAGUGAUCUCCCCACCUUGCCUCCCUUGGCUUGCUGGGAUUACAGUCGUGAGCCACCAUGUACAGCCAGGUGUUCUGUGAAUUUUGAUUGCAAGCUUAUGUUUGUUAGCAUUCUAUCUGUGAGAAUUCUUUAAGGUAUAGGAUGAGAGUACCUUCUUCCAGGGAGGAUGUGUGUUUCCUUCUGCUGGAUACCUGAAGGCCCUACAGAUGGAUUCAUUUCUCUUUAAUUCUUAGCUUGCAGUUUUAGUAACCAGAACCUAAACCCACAUGAGAGCCUACCAAUGACCACAGAUUCUCAGAGGAACCUUUUUUUUAAACUCUACCCACAGCUAACACUAAGAUUACUUCCUUCCUGACUAUAUACCACCAGGUGCUCUCCUUUACGCCAUUGUCACUUUAUUGCCAAAUGCCUUCUCUCAAUUUUUGGUCAAAGUCCUAAUCAUUUCAGGCCCAAUUAAAAACUCGGUAUCUCCUGAGCCUUCCCCACACCAUUCGUUGCAAAAUUAACUGUUCUCUCCACAUUCACAGGCUACUGUUACCUUACCUAUUAGUCUGUGAGUAUAUGCGUUCACAGACUCACACUGGACUCAGAGCUUUUUCAAAGCACAGAGCUGUAUCAUUUAUUUCUGGAGCCCCAGUCCCUGGCUCACUGUUGGGCAGAGUAGUUGUUUAAUAGAUAUUUAUUGAUCAAAGAGGAUUUAUGGCAAAACCAGUACUUCUUUUCUUUUUGAAUAGCAAUAAAAAAAACCAUAAGCACUAACCUGCCCCGUGGUAUUGGACAAAGCCAGUUCACCUCUUUGGAUCUCAGUGUCCUCAGCUGUGAAAUGAAAGGAUAUUCUGAGGUCUUGACGUGUUCUAAGACACUGAGAUCCAAUGCAGCUGUGUGGCUGUCAGUCAGGAUACUGUGGAUCCACUCUUGCCUCACAAAGGGAAUGGAGGGAUGGGAGGGCUGUGGUGAGAAAGAGCAUAAUUCUGAGGUAACUGGGCAUGAGUUGGAAGAGAGGAAGAAGGGACUUCAGGGUGGGUUAAUAUAAAAUAAAGAUGGGAGAGCCAGGCAUGAUGGUAUGUGCCUGUAAUCCCAGCUACUCUGGAGGCUAAGGUGGGAGGAUCACUUGUACCCAGGAGUUUGAAUCCAGUCUGGGAAACAUAGUGAGACCCUGUCUCUUAAAAAAAAAAAAUGACAGUAAAAAAAUGAUGACUUGAUUUAACUAGAUGGCUAUAUCUAAAAAAUGAACACAUUAAAACAAAAUAAAUUUUAGUUGGAGAAAGUACUUUCUAAGUAUGACGUAAAACCCAGGAGCCAUAGGAAAAGUUGAUAUAUUUGACCCUAUGCAAGCAAAGAAUUUCUUCAUGGCAGAAUCCAUUAUAAAAUCAAAGGAGUCUCGCAGUUCUCAAAACUGGGAAAACAUUUUUUCAACAUACAUCAUAGAGCUCAUUUCCUUAAUAUCUAAAGAGUUCCUACAAAUCAAUAAGAAAAAGACCAUCAACCCAAUUUUUAUUUAUUUAUUUAUUUAUCUAUAUAUUUAAUCAAAGGAUAUUUCAGUGCUGCCAUCAACCCAAUUUUUAAAGCAGGCUAAAAACACAGACAGUUCACGGUUUUGAACUAUAUGAGAAUGCGUUGAGCCCAUUAGCCAUAAGAGAAACACAGGUUUACUGUGGAGAUGUGACAGUGGGGACCAGAUACUCUCAUAGUUGUUGAUAGAAGUGUAAAAUCAGUACAACUUUUAUGGAGGGAAUUUUGACAAUAUUUAUUAAAAUUAAAAGUGCAUGAGCAAUUCCACUUUUGGAAAUUUCUCUUACAGAUAAAUUGUACAUGUGUGAAAUGAUGUAUUUUUUUUUUCUUUUUUUUUUUCGAGAUGGAGUCUCACUCUAUCACACAGGCUGGUAUGAACCUCUGCCUCCCAGGUUCAGGCGAUUCUCCCAACUCAGUCUCCUGAGUUGGAAGACUUCAGGCACACACCACCAUGCCCAGAUAAUUUUUGUAUUUUUAGUAGAGACGGGGUUUCACAAUAUUGGCCAGGCUGGUCUUGAACUCCUGAUCUUGUGAUCUGCCUGCCUUGGCCUCUCAAAGUGCUAGGUUUACAGGCAUGAGCCACCACACCUGGCCACAUUUUUCAAGGUAGUUAAUUGCCUCAUUGCUUGUAAAAGGAAAAGAAAAAGGAAACUACCAAAAUAUCCAUCAGUAGAGAACUGGUAAAUAAGUUAUCCUGCCACCAUACUACGCAGUUUUUUUUUUUUUUUUUUGAGAUGAGGUAUUGCUCUGUCAUCCAGGCUGGAGUGCAGUGGCACAGUCACAGCUCGCUGCAGCCUCAGCCUCCCAGGCUUAAGCGAUCCUCCCACUGCAGCCUCCCGAGUAGCUGGGAACACAGGCGCAUGCCACCACACCCAGCUAAUUAAUUUUUUGUAAAGAUGAGGUCUCAUUAUAUUGCCCAGGCUGGUUUUGAACUGCUGAACUCAAGCAAUCCUCCUGCCUCAGCGUCCCAAAGUGUUGUGAUUACAGGUGUUAGCCACCGAGCCCAACGCCAUAUGAUGCAAUUCUGUGCAGCUGUAAGAAAGAACGGAUGCUUCCUAUGUACCAAUGCACACUGUAUACCAGCUAAGAUAUCUUAGGUGAGAAAGUGAGGGAUAGAGUACCUGGUUAUGCAGUAGCUCUGCAAAGUUACCUAGGAGGCUGGUAACAGUGGUUUCCCACAGUGGGGGCAGACUUUUCACUGUGUAUCUUUCUCUGUAUUUUGAAUCUUGUUCCUUGUGCACAUACUACCUAAUAAAUGGUUUUUUUUUUUUUUUGAGAUGGAGUUUUGCUCUUAUUACCCAGUCUGGAGUGCAAUGGCACGAUCUCAGCUCACCGCAACCUCCACCUCCUGGCUUCAGGCAAUUCUCCUGCCUCAGCCUCCUGAGUAUCUGGGAUUACAGGCACGUGCCACCAUGCCCAGCUGAUUUUUGUAUUUUUAGUAGAGACGGGGUUUCACCAUGUUGACCAGGAUGGUCUUGAUCUCUUGACCUCGUGAUCCACCCGCCUCGGCCUCCCAAAGUGCUGGGAUUACAGGCUUGAGCCACUGCGCCCGGCCUAAUAAAUGUUUUUAAAGGGAAAAAGGAUGGGUAGAAAGAAAGGAGGGUUGGGAGGGAGAAGGCUCACCUUUGCUUUGAAUUUUCACUUAGUCUAUUUCAGUUUUACUCUCCAGAAACUGGUGUGAGGUUAUCAUUUUUAGACCAAGAAUGAAGCUCGGAAGUCUGAAAUUACCUGCCCAAGUUCAUGGAGAGAGUUAGCCUUGGAAGCUGGCCUUGAAUCCAGUCCUGACUCCAGAGCCAUUGGUCUCAUCUCUGUCAGUUUUCUUUUUAAAUUUAUUUUAUUUUUUUGAGACAGAAUCUCUGUCACCCAUGCUAGAGUGCAGUGGUACGAUCAUAGCUCACUGCAGCCUCAAACUCCUGGGCUCAAGUGAUCCUCCUGCCUCAUCCUCAAGCAGCUGGGACUACCAGCAUGUGCCACCAUGCCUGGCUCAUUUUAAAAUUUUUUGCAGAGGUGGGGUCUGUGCUGGUCUCAAACUCCUUCUCAAGUGAUUCUUCCACCUUGGCUUCCAAACUGCUGGGAUUAUAGGCAUGAGCCACUGUGCCUGGCCUCCUCUUUUUUUUAACCAACAUUUCACGGGACAAGGACAAAUGGCCUAGACCCAUCUCUGCCAUGGGAGUGAGUGGAAAGAAACUUCCACUCACGCCUCUGCAGCUGGCUUGUGCCUACAGGGCAAAAGCUCAGCAGUCAGUGGUGAAGGCCAGCCCAGAGCCUGGCCAGCCACUUCAGACACAGCCAGGAGGAGUAGGGAUGGGCAUUGCAGCCCUGCCUUUGAAGUUCCCAGCUUUUAUCAGAACGUCUGAACCUUAGUGUUAUUUCAAGGGAGCUUUUAUUUCUGUCUGUAAACUGGCCUUAGGUAGGUGCCAGCUGCUGCCAGGUGCCAAGGGAGCAUAUCCUGGCUCCUAAGCUGGUCCCUUCACUUUGUUUUAUGGCAGGGAACAUUUUAGGGUAAAGAUACUUGGUACUUGGAAGAUUCUGGGAGGAUAACUUUUAAAAAAUAUUUUCUAUUCAGAAGUGCCAUUGGAUGGCACCUCUUUAAUUAAAAGGAGGAAGAGGUGUGUUUUUACUAUUUGUCUCACAGAACUACCUGUGCUGUUUUUCAAAGUAGGGUAUUGACUGCUUCCUCCUUGCUGAUGAGAAAUGCUGUAUGGAGAACAAAGCUAGAGGCGUUGGCCAUACAUAAUACGAGGCUGUAAUUUAUGGGCUACAGCUCCACCAGGGGAAGAAUUUGAUGUCUUUAAGAGAUACAAAAUCAUCCAGCCCCAGCUGUCCUUGUGUGUGGUGCCAUAUUUAUUUUCUCACUUGGAGUCAUCGUUCUUUUUUUUUUUUUUUUUUUGAGACAGAGUCUCGCUCUGUCUCCCAAGCUGGAAUGCAGCGGUGCUAUCUCGGCUCACUGCAACCUCUGCCUCCCGGGUUCAAGCAAUUCUCCUGCCUUAGCCUCCUGAUUAGCUGGGACUACAGGCAUGUGCCACCACUCCCAGCUAAUUUUUGUAUUUUUAGUAGAGACGGGGUUUCACCAUGUUGACCAGGCUGGUCUUGAAAUCCUGACCUCAGGUGAUCCACCCGCUUCGGUCUCCUGAAGUGCUGGGAUUACAGGCGUGAGUCACCAUGCCCGGCUAGGAGUUAUCACUCUUUAAGAAAGAGGAAGAGUCCUUUCAGGCUGAGGAAUGCUCUCAGAGGUAGGAAGUUUUCAGAAUCUGUGGGCCUGAGCUGGCAUGUCCAAUAUCCUGUCACUGUCCUUGUUGGCAUCUUACAAGGGAUGCAUCUGAAUGACCCACCCUGUCCACUUGUGUUUGGUGCUCGGUGAAGGUGGGAGUGUCUUGAACAGCAGGGUUCUGUCCUCUUGUAAAGUUUGUACUCAGCCAGGCGAAGUGGCUCACCCCUAUAAUCCCAGCACUUUGGGAGGCUUAGGCAGAAGGAUCACGAGGUCAGGAGUUCGAGAACAGCCUGGCCAAUGUGGUGAAACCCUGUCUCUACGAAAAAUAAAAAAAUUAGCUGGGCAUGGUAGUGUGCACCUGUGGUCCCAGCUACUUGGGGGGCUGAGGCAGGAGAAUCGCUUGAACCUGGGAGGCGGAGGUUGCAGUGAACCAAGAUCACAACGCUGUACUCCAGCCUGGGUGACGGAGACUCCGUUAAAAAAAAAAGUUUGUACUCAUCAGCGCCCAGUUGUUUUAAGAAUUUGAGAAUGGAUAGGAGGCACCCAGGAAAUGUUUCCCAGAUGGAUGCAUUUUGUUAUUUGAAAUAGACUCUAAAGCCUUUGGCUUGUGAUCAUAAAGAGACUGGCGACAUUGAGACGCCUCCCCACUGCUCCUCAGGUUUUCCUGGUGCUUGAAUAAUUAAGUCCAUGCCCUGUGGAAACUCCUUCCCUGGGCUCUAGGGCAUCUCUGAGCAAAGGCUUCUCUAAACAGUGUGCUGUGAGUGCUCUGGGUGUCCUCCCCAGUGUUCUGUUCCAUCAUAUCCUUGUGUUCUAUCUCACUAUCCAGAAAAACUUCUGUAUAACAUCAGCUGUGUUCUGUUGCUUCAGUUGCAGAGCUUGUCAGAAUUUCUUUUCCAAAUCCUAUUUGGGGCUUUUCUUUUGUUUUUUUUUGAGAUGGAGUCUCGAUCUUGGAGUACAGUGGUGUGAUCUCGGCUCACUGCACCCUCUGCCUCCUGGCUCAAGCAAUUCUCUUGCCUCAGCCUCCCGAGUAGCUGGGACUACAGGCAUGCACCAUCACACCUGGCUAAUUUUUGUAUUUUCAGUAGAGACCGGGUCACCAUGUUGGCCCGGCUGGUCUCAAACUCCUCAGGUCAUCCGCCCACCUCGGCCUCCCAAGGUACUAGGAUUACAGGUGUGAGCCACUGCGCCUGGCCACUUUUCUUUUGAAACAUAGUUUUAGUCUUUCACUCAGGCUGGAGUACAGUGGCACAAUCUUGGCUCACUGCAACCUCCGCCUCCUGGGUUCAAGAGAUUCUCCUGCCUCAACCUCCCGAGUAGCUGGGAUCACAGGCUUGUAUCACCACACCCAGCUACUUUUUGUAUUUUUAGUAAAGCCAGGGUUUCACCAUGUUGGCCAGGCUGGUCUUGAACUCCUGACCUCAGGCGAUCCACCUGCCUUGGCCUCCCAGAGUGCUCACCCAGCUGGGUUUUUCUACCUUGGUUGUAAAAAUUCAUUUCCUGUCACCACCUAGAUUCACAAAUCUCAGGGUAGAAACUGGCCUUUUUCCCCCUCCUCUUUGAAUUCAUUGUCCCAAACGGCCACUGCCCUUUCCCUAUUUUUUUUUUAAGACAGAGUUUCGCUCUUGUUACCCAGGCUGGAGUGUAAUGGCGCGAUCUCGGCUCACCGCAACCUCCGCCUCCUGGGUUCAGGCAAUUCUCCUGCCUCAGCCUCCUGAGUAGCUGGGAUUACAGGCACACGCCACCAUGCCCAGCUAAUUUUUUGUAUUUUUAGUAGAGAUGGGGUUUCACCAUGUUGACCAGGAUGUUCUCGAUCUCUUGACCUCGUGAUGCACCCGCCUCGGCCUCCCAAAGUGCUGGGAUUAUAGGCGUGAGCCACCGUGCCUGGCCCUGCCCUUUCCCUAAAGCAGGACAGAGGUCACAUCUGCUUUGUCUUUCUGCACGGUGGCCACUGCCUGCCCCUCACCUCCCCUCUCCAGUUACAGUGACUGGAAGGGCCACAGAGGAAAGCCAGGCCCUAGGUCUUCAUGGGCGUUGCUGGAGAAUGUGCCUCCUGGCUGGUGGCUGUCACUCUUCUGUGCUCAGUAGGGCCUUGUGGAGGAGUCUAAUUCCUCUGUCCUGGAAACCACCACUUAGUCCUUGAAAAUAUUCUUAGGUGAUUUUAAGAUGUCUCUCUCUGGUAUUUUUUUUUUUAAUCCAGCUCAGAUUUGAAUGCCCAAGGAAUAAACAGUCUCUUGGAUCUUGUAUCUCUUCUUUUGUUUUUUAGAAAAUAGCUUUUAUUGAUUUUUUUUUUCUUGCUACAAAGAGGUUGAUGAUUUUUGCAGAAAAUUUAGGGACUAUAAAUAGGCAAAAAGAAGAACAUAAAAACUACCUAUAAUUAUUAAUAUUUUAGUAUAUUGUAUAGCUCCCCAGCAUAUUUUUCAGUUUAAAAAUUGAAAUCAUAUUGUUUGUACCAUCUUCUUUCUUUCCUUCCUUCCUUCCUUCCUUCCUUCCUUCCUUCCUUCCUUCCUUCUUUCUUUCUUUCUUUCUUUCUUUCUUUCUUUCUUUCUUUCUUUCUUUCUUUCUUUCUCCUUUUUCUUUCUUCUUUCUGCUUUUACUUUACAACAUGUAAUUACAAUUUCCAUCAGGUUGAGGGGUCCCCGUCAGGUCACUCUAAAGGGUUGGAUAGCCCUUUUGAACAGAUGGACCGUCAUUUGUUUACGCAGUCGCCUACAUUGUUUCCUCUGUCUCUGUCUGUAAAGAAUGCUGUGGUGAACGUCCUUGGGUACUUUUGCCUGCAGACUUGGUGAUUUCCUUGGGAUGUGGCUCCAGAAGAGAAUCACUGUGCCGAGGACACAUUCUAAAGGCUACUGAUCUAGAUGGUCAGUUGCCUCCUAGACACACUGCAUCGUAUUUGGAUUCUGUUGAGCCACAUACUAACUCUUGUUCUUUUAAACACGGUAGUGUGUUUUUCCGACCUCUCUUUCCUAAUGUUUCACUCUGGUCACACAGGUUGCCAAGGAAGGGCCUGAGAGACCCCCAGCACAGCUGACUUGUGAAAGGGAGUCUGCCAUCCUGGUCCCUUGGUUUGCAAUGGGAGCACAAGGGCUGGGCCCAAGGUCCCUGUCUCACCUUCUGUCACCCCAGGCAGCUGCAGGCCUGUGGCCUCCCAGGGAAACCUUCUCUGGUGCCAGUCCUUAGGGUACCUGAGGCAGAGAGCUGGCUUUGAGGAUUCCAGAGUCUGUCAGAGAACGUAGGCUGGUCUUUCUUCCAAGAGAGUGCUCCUAAGCAAACAUCCUGCCCUAAUCCAGAGACCAGCUUAGUGCUUAUGGUCGGGGAGAGGCAGAAGCUGAGGAUUUCCUGUGCAGGCUUCAACCUCUGGCCUGAGACUCCCGGCCAGGAAAGCGCCUCUGCCGACUUUCAGCCCCGGGAAGCCCAGUUCUUCGUCAUCACUUGGUGGGAACAGAAGGAAGUUCGAUGGAAGGACUGAGGAAGUAGCAUUUGCGUGGUCUAAAUCGGACCUUCCUGUUCCAAUCUUGACCGGCUCUUCCUCCUUUGCCUCUCUCUUCCUCCCGCGUGACUACGUUCUUCUAGGGCCUCUGGGGCCCUUCCUGUCUGCGGAGCUUCUUUCUUCCCUUUUCUCUCCUGCCAGCACCUAGGCUGGUGCCCACCUUCAGGACUGGGCACGCCCAGGCACCUCACUGCCCUUUCCCUCCUCCAGCUCUGCUCCCACCCGCCCUACACCCUUCCAUCCAGGCUGGGCUGGCCCAGCUGAGGCCCGAGCUGCCUUCCCCCAAGAGACACAGCAUGCCAGCUGCUGCCCGGAUGGGUUACAAAAAACACAAACACAAACCCCCGCCCCUCGAGAUGAGGGACGUUUUGGUUUAUAUGAACCUGAUGGCUCAUGUGUUGGAAAUGAGAGGCGCAGGUUGGGAGAGGGAGGACGAUGUCCCCUGGGGUGGGCUUUGUUUAAAUUUUAAUAUGCUCUUCCUUUUUCUCAAAGUGCCAGCAACGGCUCCCAGCUCCUUUGUCAUUUUAGCCCCGUUAUCUGUCUGGUGGAUGAAAUCUCUUAUCUGCCCAGUCCUCCCUCUCCUCCUGAAUGGCGGGUUCCCCACCCACCUCCCCCCAACUUGUGACAGUGUUACAGAUCCCGUUCUGCAAACUUAGAUUCAGAUGAAACUGUCACUUUGCUUCUUUAGUUGUUUAAGAUUUGGGGAAAGUGGGGGUCCGUUUGUGAUGGCGUUGGACCUACCAAGGGCAGGAGUAGUGGCCACUUUGGUGUCCUGUGAGAGAGAGGGUGGCACCCCACCCUUAGCAGCCUGGGGAAUGUCAGCCCUAGGGGUGAGGUCUCGGCUCUGGGUUCCUUACAGUGGCAUCAGACCUUUGCUCCAGUGUGCGUUCGAACUUCUGACCCAGCACCUCCUCAGCCUUGGGGAGCUCUCUCAGCUGCGUCCUUUGUCGGAUGGGAACUGCAUUCAUUAGACGCAGAAACACAGAGCUGCUCUUUCCCCUACAAGCAGGCACAGAUUGAAAAGGCCCCCACAGAAGCAGCUCAAAGGCCAGGGGAGGACCUCACCCUCUGGUCACAGGACUCAGGAUUAGAGAAGCGUGGCUUUCAGUCUCGGCUUGCCAUCUCCUAGCCAUGAUGAACACAGCCUCCCCGAGCCUUGGUGUCACAACCUGUGAAAUGGGUUCAUGAACCUACUAUUCAUAGCUGUGCUGUGCGUUUAUAUAUAACCCAUGGUUACUCCGAUUACCUGCAGACCGUGGGGCUGUGAAGUCAGGAGAGAGGCCUGCACCAUCCUGAAUCCUGUUUUCUGGAAAAUCUGCCUCCAUUCAGUUAGCAAGCAUUUCCCAACUACCUACCAUGUGCUAAACUCUGUCAUAUUAAAGUGAUUGGCAUGGUCUGUUUCCCCAGUGAGCCCCAGUCCAAAAGGGAUACUAGUAUUGAAUGUAGACACAAAAGCACAGGAAGUUAGCUCUUUGAAUGUGCUGGGGACAGGGAGCUGUAGGGAAGACUGCUUGGUGGAGGUGGUGUCUAGCUGAGUCCUAGCAGACAAAGGAGGUAUGGGGGGCUGGGUACAGUGGCUCACACCUGUAAUCUCAGCACUUUGGGAGGCCGAGGCAGGUGGAUCACCUGAGGUCAGGAGUCCGCGACCAGUCAGGUGAACGUAGAAAACCUCCGUCUCUACUAAAAAUACAAAAAUUAGCCAGGUAUGGUGGCACAUGCCUGUGAUCCCAUCUACUUGGGAGACUGAGGCAGGAGAAUCUCUUGAAGCUGGGAGGCAGAGGUUGCAGUGAGCCAACAUCAAACUACUCCACUUCAGCCUGGGUGACAGAGCAAGACUCCAUCUCAAAAAAAAAAAACCCAAAAACAAAAAUAAAAAAAUUUUUUAAAUUUAAAAAUUAUUUAAAAAAACCCCCAAAACAAAGGAGGCAUGAGGGACUAAACUGUGCAAAGGCAGCAGGGGACACAUUUGAGGGGUCAGAGAGGGAUUGUGGCUGAGAUGGCAGAAGAUGAGGCUUCAGGUAUAGGUGGGGACCAACUGAGAAUGUGUCAGAAUUGGACUUCAUCCCGGGGCCCAGGAGGCCACCAGUGUGUUCUGAGCAAGAAGCAAUAUGGCGGCUCACUCUGGCAUAGAUCGGGGCACUUGGGGCUUGUGUCGCUAAAUCCCUGUGGGGAAAUUCCUUUGGAAAUGUUGACCUGAGAGGUGAGAAACCCUCAGAGGAAUCCAUGUGGCACUUCUGCUUGACUUCCUUCUCAUUUCGCCUAGAAUUUCUGCUUUGCGCCAGCUGUUUACAGAUAAUUUACAAAGUUGCGUUAACAGGCUUGAUCGUGUUUCUUAAAACUCACUGAGAAGUAACCCCAAGUAAAAUUUUCCACCGGGGCAUGUUCUGAAUACAUAUUUAUAGUUACUGAACCAUGUGAGAAUGUAGGAAGCUCUUUUGAAAUGUUGCAUGACAUCUUCAGGUUGGGUUUUCCCCAGUCCUAGCAAGGGAAGGAGAAGGAGAAUGAAUGUCUGCCAGGCAGCUGCUAGAGGCUAGUCACUGAUCUAGAUUCUUUUAAUUUAGUGACCCAGUGAGAAAUAGCAUUCCUAUCCCCAUUUUACAGACAGGGAAACUGAGGCUCAUGAAGGUGGCUGCUUUCUCAAGGCCUCGCACCUAUAAGGGGUGGUAGUGGGAUUUGAACCCAGAUACAAUGAGUCCAAAGUUCACAAUCCAUCCGUUGAACCACUCUGCCACCCAGCUCCUAAGACCUGCCGGAAAGGUGAAGCAGGAGCUACAGGGGUGGCCAAGCCACUGGAGAGCCUGCUGACUUCUAGAUAAAAACCAGAGCUGAAACACCUGCUCGGAAGCCUUCUGUUCUCCCUGCACAAGUUCUGCUGCUGGCGGGCACACUGCAAGCAGCCCUUCUCUGGGUAUACUCUUCCAAAGAGUGAUGGCUACAAGCUCUUGGCUACAUUCUGAGUUGGGGGUUCAGCCUACUGCAUGGAGCAGUAGGUGGGAAGUUGGUGCCUGUAGGUGGCAUCAUGUUGAACGUACACACUUGAAGGUGAGCCAGGCAUAGUGGCUUAUGCCCGUAAUCCCCGUGACUCAGGAGGCUGAGGAAGGAAGAGCCCUUGAGCCCAACAGUUCAAGGCUGCAGUGAACCGUGAUCAUACCACUGCACAUCAGCCUGGGUGACAGAGUAAGACCCCAACUCUAUUAAAUGCAAAAUAAAACAUAACUAUGUUUGGCUGGGCACAGUGGCUCAUGCCUGUAAUCCCAACACUUUGGGAGCCCAAGGCAUGUGGAGGUGGAUCAGCUGAGUUCAGGAGUUCGAGACCAGCCUAAACAACAUGGCAAAAAACUGGUCUCUACCAAAAAUACAAAAAAAUUAGCUGGGCAUGGUGGCACACACCUGUAGUCCCAGCUACUCAGGAUGCGGAGGUGGAUGGAUCACUUGAGCCUGGGAGGUGGAGGUUGCAGUGAACUGAGAUCGUGCCACUGCACCACUGCAGCCUGGGUGACCAAGUGAGACCUUAAAAAAAAAAAAAAAAGGCAUUCUUGGAGGUGACAACACAGAACACCCAGCCAUGGAGUAGUGAGGGGGCAGGAGGCCAGGUUUAUAGAAAAAGGAUGUCUGUGGCUCUUUUCCCUGGCCAAAUGAUGCCACCCUCCUUCACACCCCUUACCUAAGCCAUGCCUGCCCAGGUGGUGAACGUUCCCUGGGGCACUGGGCACCUAGCAUCUCUGCCUGUUGCUGCAGUUUUGGUGCAUGCCGUAUUUUCUUGGCCAUCUUAACACAUUCCCCCUCAGAAAGAGCACCUCAGUUAGGAUUCUCCUUUCCUGACUUUCUAGGAGUGUCUUCCUCACUCUUACUGCUAUGGACCCAGACCCCACGAGACUGUGUUGGGGGUAGGGGAAUCAAUGCCAGUUGAGACAGCUGAUGGCCCCCCCCACCUGUGCUCCUUCCUGCAGUCUGGUCCAGAGGAUUCAGAUCCAUGAGGAUGGGCGGCAGAGAAACAGAUGACCCCAGCAUAGGUCGACUCCCAGUAAUGGCAGUAGAUGUGUGGGGAAAGAGCGAAGGUGGCCGCAGGGCCGUGGCACACCUGGGCAGUGCAUUUGCCCAUCACCUGGUUGUGAAACGAUGGGUCCCUCAGGAACUACUCUGACUGUGGCUUCCUUGCCAGGUCCCCUCUUCCUUUCAUACUUUAUCGUCUCUGCUGCCUCUCCCUCCACCUCCAUCCUUGCUUUCUUCUGAGGGUUGGCAGGUAGAUCUCCCUUCUAGAUCAGCCUGCCAAAUCUCCCUGGAGGUUUUGGCCACCUCCUCUUUAGAGCUGCUGGUGUUGGGGUGGGUGGCAGGAACCGAGAGAACAGCCAAGGUGAACAUCGGCCACCCUUUCCAUUAGCAAAGGCCUGCACCGGGGGUGUGGCCAGAGUUCUCUGAAUUCACUUGGUCUCUGGGAAUUGACCUUGGGUUGAAAAUGCCGUUUUUCACGUGGGCUUUAGAGAUCAGGUUGAGGAAGAAAGAAAAUAGCCUGCACAGUGUGUUGCUGUGGUUGGAUUUCACAUACUAUUUUUUAUAUACCUGUCUUUUCCCUGUGAGAGAAAACAGCCAUGAGUAGGUGAGGUAAGCUUAUUUGAGAGUGGGGGGCAUUAAGGGGUGAGGGUGGUUCCACAGGGUACCCCUGAGAAUGAAUUUCCUCCUCCAGAACAAGGGUGACCAGGUCCCUCACAAUUAUUCCUCAAAUUCUUGGUGGCUGCCUUCACUCUGGCCAGGGAGAGCUUUGUAGAACUACUGUUCCAACAGCAGAGCAUGGAGCAUGUCUGUGACCAAACCUUGGGCAAAUACGUAUUUAAAGGAAUUUUAUUAUUAAAAUAGUCAACCUUAUGGUUUAUGUAGAAAAUCUGAUAAAUAUAGACAAGGGCGAAGACAGUACAAAUUGCCCCAUAAUCUCACAAGCUGGAAAUAACACCAUUUAGUUCUUUUGUGUAUUUCCUUGCUGCCUUUUUCAUUGCAUAUAUGUAAACACACUGUAUUUUAAACAUGGUUACAAGCACAUUGAACUUUAUAUCCUUUUUUUUUUUCAUUUGACAUAACAUUAUGGCAAACAAAAACUUUAAAAAAAACACAUGGGCUUUGCAAGUGAGCAUAUGCUUUGCAAACAUUUCUGUCAGCUACCAGUAACCAACUGCAAGAACUCACAUUCUACCCAAAACAGAAAUUGUGCCAGUCGGGGAGUCCUUUGAUCACCAUGCAGUAAACCUCGCCAAAAUGCUGUAAAUUUAAACAAACUAAAACUAAAACCCAACCACUUGAAAAAAUUUAAAGCACUUAAACUGCUAUUGGUUCAAGGAAGAAAUAAAGAAUGUACUGACAAAUAUUUAGAAAGCAUUGGAAACUAGAAUGCCACAUACCCAAACCUAUGGGAGACAGCUGGCACUAUUCUCGUUGCCUUAAAUGCUUUUAUUAUUAAAAAGGGAGAGAGAAAAAGAAUAAACCAAGCAUUCAGCCUGAGUGCUUAGGAAAAAAAGAAUAAAAACAAUCCCUAAGGAAAACAGGAGGGGAAAAAAUAGUGAUGAUAAAGGCAGAAAUAGAUGAAUUAGGAAACAGAAACAGUGAAAUUAGCAAACAUAUCCAAGAGCGGAAUCUGUUUUUAAACAAACUGCAGAAUAGACUAACCCCUGGCAAAUCUGUUUGAGAAAUAAAAGGGAGACAUGAAAAAAAGCAAGGGAAUGAGAGAGGGGACAUUGCAAUAGAUAGAAUAGAGGAAUUUAAAAAUAAUAGAAAUUUAUGCGCAAUAAUAGGUAUAAUUUCAAAAUCUCAAUUAAGGCAUGCAUCUCUGAAAAUGUAUAUGUUGCUAAUUGAGAAAAAAAUUUCAAUCCUUAUGAAAGCACUGCCCCUCUGCCCACCAAAGACAUUGGUCCGGAGUGUUUUUGCUAGUUAAUUAUUUCGAAUUUGAUAAUACUGAUAAUGCUAAGCUGUUCCAUAGCUUAGCAAAAGAUGGAGAGCUCUUCAAUUCUUUCUACAAAGCAAAAUAAGCCUGAUAUUAAACAUGGCAAAGAGACUUUUGAAGAAUGAAAAUGCUGGGGAGGAAAUAGAAUUCAAUAAUAUAUUAAACAAGUCAUCCACCAUAACCCAGCAGGGCAGGAGGAAAGAAUAGUCAAUAUUAGGAAAGCUUAAUAUAGUAACUACGUCACACUAAUGCAUUAAAGAAGUAAAACCGUAUUGUUUCCAAUAUGUGCCGGGGAAAAAUGAUUAAGCUGAACAGCCAUGCUUACCUAAUCAAUACAGCAAAAAGGAACACAAGGGUGCAUUUUUAGCAUAAUCAAAAAUAUCUGUUUCAAACCAAUAACCAAUUCUGUAAUUAACUUCAACACUAGAGGCAUUCUUAUGGAAACCAGUAACAAAAUAAGGAGGCCUGCCAUUACCAUCACGAUUUAACAUUGCUUUUCCCACUUUAGUCAACAUAAUACUGAAACAGACUUGUUAAAAUAUAAUAAAUAUUAUAAAUAAGGAGUAAAAGUAAUAAAUAACAGUAAGUAAAAUCUCUACCAAAUCUUAGGCUAGAAGUUGAUUUCCAAAGUUUAGAAUCAAUAGCAAAAGUCAUCAGGAAAUUCAACAGAUUUGACUACAUUAAAAAAUUGUAGGCCGGGCGCAGUGGCUCACGCCUAUAAUCCCAGCACUUUGGGAGGCCGAGGCGGGUGGAUCACGAGGUCAAGAGAUUAAAGAGAUUAAAUUGCAAUUUGUUUUUUGUUUUUGGUUUUGUGGUUUCUUUUUUUUUUGAGACUGUCUUGCUCUGUCACCCAGGCUGUAGUGCAGUGGUGAGAUCUCAGCUCACUGCAACCUCCACCUCCCAGGUUCAAGAGAUUCUCCUGCCUCAGCCUCCCAAGUAGCUGGGAUCACAGGGAUGUGCUACCAACCCGGCUACUUUUUGGAUUUUUCACCAUAUUGGUCAGGCUGGUCUCGAACUCCUGACCUUAAAUGAUCUACCUGCCUCUGCCUCCCAAAGUGCUGGGAUUAUAGACGUGAGCCACCAUGCCCAGCCAUUGACAUUUUAAUUCUACCAAGAUCCUAUAUAGAUUAGUUUUUAAAAAUCAAGAUUUGAAGUGGGGGGGUGGUCUGAAAAUUUUUUUUUUAAAAAUCAAGAUUUAAAUUUGAAGGCCUUGCUCAUGCUUGUAAUAUUAGCACUUUGGGAGGCCAAGGCAGGCUGAUCAUUUGAGGCCAGGAGUUCAAAACUAGCCUGGCCAAUAUGGCAAAACAUUGCCUCUACUAAAAAUACAAAAAUUAGCUGGAUGUGGUGGUGUAUUCCUGUAGUCCCAGCUGCUCGGGAAGCUGAGGCAGGAAAAUCACUUGAACCUGGGAGGUGGAGGUUGCAGUGAGCAGAGAUGAUUGCGCCUUGGUGAUGGAGUGAGGUGCUAUCUUGAAAAAAUAAGAUUUAAACGAAGACAAUAUGCACAGACAAUAUAAUUAGCAAACAAAUGCACGACAUAAAGAAAACGCUGAAUGGUAAGCUCCAUGUGGCUAGGGACCAGGUCAGUUCUGCAUGGCAGGUACUAUAUCGACUUCAUAUUUGUUGACUGUAUGGAAUUAAUAUUUGUUGAAUAAAUUAAUGAAUGCAGUACAAGUUUUUAAAAUAGGCCAUUUUAAACUUUUUAAAUUAGAAGGGUUUUUAAAAGAGUUUAUUAUGAAAGAAUUUCAACUAUUGAGAGAAAUGGAAAGAAUAUUACAGUAAAUACCCAUACACCAAUGGCUGAGAUUUUAAAGAUGUUAACAUUUGCCAUAUUUGCUUCAUCUGCUGUUGGAAAUAGAUGCUCAGUGCCACUAAGAAAAAUUAGCAUUGAGCUGGGCGCGGUGGCUCACACCUAUAAUCCCAGCACUUUGGGAGGCUGAGGCAGGUGGAUCACGAGGUCAAGAGAUCGAGACCAUCCUGGUCAACAAGGUGAAACCCUAUCUCUACUAAAAAUACAAAAAUUAGCUGGGCAUGGUGGUGCACGCCUGUAGUCCCAGCUACUCAGGAGGCUGAGGCAGGAGAAUUGCCUGAACCCAGAAGGCGGAGGUUGCGGUGAGCCGAGAUCGUGCCAUUGCACUCCAGUCUGGGUAACAACAGCGAAACUCCGUCUCAAAAAAAAAAAAAAAGAAAAGAAAGAAAAAUUAGCCCUGAGACAAAAGACCUUUUAGCAACACAAUUUUUACUUCCUGGACUGCAGAAAGAGUACUCCCACUAGCCAUCUUGCCAUGAGAGUACAAAGAACAAAGGAAUACACACAAAUUUAUUCCUUACGCAUUUGGGGUUGUUCUUACUGCUGUGUCUGUUCUCCAUUGGCUGGAGUCAGACCUCACACACUAAAGUAAAACCUGAUUGGCUAACAGCUUAAAACUUUUCUAAACAGGUAAAAGCAAUGGAGAGCUGGGACAUGCCUGUGGGCACGUCCAGCACAGAUAUCUUGGUUAAAGUACAAGGAUGUAGAAUGUACUACGUGCCUGUAAGCAUGGCAUAUUUAGCAGCUACAUAGGAUAGGGCUUAGCAAAGAGUUAUUAGCACACUUAUGAUUUAUUCUUUAAUAAGAAAGGAAACUUGAAAAAGGAACUUUCCUACUUCCCAUGUCUGCACAGGUAUAUAUUUUUUUCCUGAACCAUUUUAAAGAAAAUGACAGAGCACACAUCAUUUCUCCCUUCAAUACUUAGGCAUACAAAUCCUCAGUCACCCAGAACAUAGCAAUCUGUAUGCAGGAGAUGGAAGCCGCUGCCCUGUGCUCCAAGGGUGUCUCUGCAGAUCGUCCCAGUCCUUGAGAAGGUGUUUAGCAGUCACAGACAUGACCUUCUGAUAUGUAAGAGAAGAGAAAACACACAUUUAUUGUGUAUCACGCCCUGUGCUGGAAGUUUUACCAGUGGUCUACUGUUUAAAUCCUUUCCAUUAUGCCCAUUUUAUGGGAAAUUGAGGUUCAAAGAGGUUAAGUAACUUGCCCCAUUUGACACAGUGUCAUUAUUCACCCAGUCCCUUCUGAUGCUUUCUAAUUACAUGACAUUUGCCCCUUCCCUUUAUCUUCUCUGUGCGUGAAUGCGUGGAGGUGAUAUAUUGGGUAGUGUGGACAGACUGGAAGCAGUCUGAAUGUCCUCCAGUGCAAGGAUUGGCAGGCAAGCAGGGAUCUGUGUCUGUGGGGUCUGACUGGGAAUGUGGGUGAUCGAUUAUGAACAUGCAACAUGGAAAAUCGCUUGUCGCAUCCAGGUAAUAAGUAGGACACCAGAUGGUAUACACCGUGACCAAAACCAUGUGAAAAACACGUGCAUGAAGAGGACCAGGAAGAAAUAUACAGGAAGUGGUUGCAUUAGGGUGAGAAGGAGUAUUUAUGUUUUCCUCUCCAUCUUUCUCAAACCUUUUGUAAUGGGUGGUUUUAUUAAUUUUGUAAUGGAAAAUGUUAAUUUAAAAGCAAUCUAUUUGCAGUUUAGUAAGCUCACAGCAGGGAAAGGCUGUGCUCUGUUUAUUGCUGUUACUUUUUUCCAGCACCUGCCCCCAUGCCCGGAAAUUCUGGAGAUAAUAAAUGUAGGUGUCUAACAAGUGUCCACUGGGACACCUCUCAGAGGACCUUCACCCAGGAACAUAUUUGCACAGGGUUUCCCUCAGCUGGGGAAGGUUUCCCCAGGAGAGCACCAGCCAGGUGUGUGUCAUGGGAUAUAUUUACAGGGUGGUGAGCUCUCCUGGUCCAACCAAAAAGUCCCCAGCAUGGCGUAGGGGCCAUUCUGGCCAUUUGGCAUCACCAGGGCAGUUAGCGCUGAUACAAAACACAGAGAACGAACAAACUCCAGCUCAGUCGGAAAUAGAUUUUAUGCCAUUCUGGGACUUUCAUGCUUGAUAAUAGACUGAGCAUGGUGGUUCACACAUGUAAUCCUAGUACUUUGGGAGGCCAAGGUGGGAGGAUCACUUGCAGCAAAGAGACUGAGACCAGCCUGGGCAAAGUAGCAAGACCCAGUCUCUACAAAAAAUUGUUUCGUUUGGUUUUUUUUUUUGAGAGGAAGUCUCGCGCAGUCGCCUAGGCUGGAGUGCAGUGGCACAAUCUCGGCUCAACCUCUGCAACCUCUGCUUCCCAGUUCAAGUGAUUCUCCUGCCUCAGCCUCCCAAGUAGCUGGGACUGUGCGCGUGCCACCAUGUCUGGCUAAUUUUUGUAUUUAUAUUUGUACUUGUAUUUUUUGACACCAUCUUGGCUCACUACAAACUCUACCUCCUGGGUUCAAGUAAUUCUCUUGCCUCAGCCUCCCGAAUAGCUGGGACUACAGGCGCACGCCACCAUGCCCAGCUCAUUUUUAUAUUUUUAGUAGAGACGGGGUUUCACCAUCCAUGUUGGCCAGGAUGGUCUCGAUCUCUUGACCUCAUGAACCGCCUGCUUCGGCCUCCCAAAGUGCUGGGAUUACACACGUGAGCCACCAUGCCUGGCCUAAUUUUUGUAUUUUUAUUAGAAAUAGGGUUUCACCAGGUUGGCCAGGUUGGUCUUGAACUCCUCACCUUAGGUGAUCAGCCCACCUUGGCCUCCCAAAGUGUUGGGAUUACAGGCAUGAGCCACCGCACCUGGCCAAAAAAAAAUUUUUUUGUUGUUUUUUUGGUUUAAAAGUUUUUAAAAAUUAAAAAGAUUAAACUUGAUAAUCACAACCAUAUAAGCAGCUAUUUAUUAAGUGCUUACUAAAGGCCAGCCUGAGUGUAUUUACAGACAUUCCUUAUUUGAGUUUCACAGCAACCGUAAGAAUUAGCUUAUUGGCCAGGAGCAGUGGCUCACACCUGUAAUCCCAACACUUUGGGAGGCUGAGGCAGGCGGAUUACCUGAAGUCAGGCGUUAAAGACCAGCCUGACCAACAUUGAGAAAACUUGUCUCUACUAAAAAUACAAAAUUAACUGGGUGUGGUGGUGCAUGCCUCUACUCCCAGCUACUUGGGAGGCUGAGGCAGGAGAAAGAAUUGCUGGAACCUGGGAGACGGAGGUUUCAGUGAGCUGGGAUUACUCCAUUGCACUCCAGGCUGGGCAACAAGAGUGAAACUCUGUCUCAAAAAAAAAAAAAGAAGAAAGAAAAAGAAUUAGCUAUCAGCCCCAUUUUAUAGAUGCAGAAACUGAGGCACAAAGGAAGGAAAGCAGGAUGGGUUUCAGGGCAAGUAUUGGUUUUGCCAAGUACUGACCUUCAGCAAAUCACAAGCCUUCUGGGCUUUCAUUUCCUCAUCUCUGAAGGAAACAGCUGGCAGGAGUUGAGUGUUUACCAUGUGCCAGGCCCUGGCCACACACUCUGAACACAUGCUCCAGAGUGCGAGUUAACCAGUGGGGGAGGGGCACCAAGCAGGCCCAGCUGAUUGUGAAUGGGAGACCACCUUCCUCACAAGGCAGUCACACACACCCAGCAGGAGUGGGUCCUAUCUGUGCUACAGAGAGGGUUGGGUCAGAUUUUUUUUUUUUAAUUGCUUAAUGGAUUGUUUGGUAACAAAUGGAUACCAACAAACAUGAACUUGCUUUUUCUUUCUUUAAAUAAACAUUUGAAUUGGUGACUUAGGCUCAUCUCAAGAGGUUGUGGACCCGACUGUUGGUGUGAUGGGUUUUGUUCAUCAAUGAGAAUGAUGGUUGUGAGUUUAAUCGAGCACACUGAGGGAAGUGAAUGAAAAAGAACACACAAACUGUGUGAGAAUAGUGACUAAUCAUAGACUCCAGGGAUUGAAAUGUACCCUGAGGGGAUCCAGGAUGCAGCAUCACCAGGAGCUUAUUAUUAAUAGAAACCAAGGAUCUCUCACAGCACCCUAGACCUGCUGAACCAGAAUCUGCAUUUUAGCAAGAUCCCCCGGGUGAUUCCUCAGCACAUUUGAGAAGCGGUGCUCUCAUUUGUCCUGUCUCCUUUGAGGAAAUCGGAAGGCUAGAGAGGUUAAGUGAGGAUACGCAGGAAGUUCUAAAAACUGUAACUCUGGUCUCUCAACGCCAGGCCUUUGCACAGCACUUGCCCCAUGGGAGAAACACAGUUGGUUUUGUUUUAGCAUGUUUUGCAUUCCCAAGACAGCCCAUCUCUCUUGUUUUCAUUGUGUUGGGUGGGGGGGUGGUCAUCAGUGGCUGCGGUCAUCUCUUACUCCCUGCUGGGGGGCUUGUGAAAUGCAGUUGCCUGGAGCCAGCCCCAAAUCCACGGCAUCUGGGUAGGUGUUAACCAAGUGCCUGCAUCUUAAGAUAUCCUCAGGUAUUCCUAGGUGCUAGUGUUGUUACAGCCAGUGUGGGCCAACUAUGAACUGUUACGGUGCCCUUUUUAUUCCAAAAUUAAUCCUGCAGAUGCUUUGGCUAGUAUAAACCAAAGUCCAGUUUCCUCUGAAGGAAGCCAGCGCAGCUACCAACAUUAUAUUGUGUACUGAGUACUGACUGUGUACUGUGAAUUUCUUUUUUAUGAGACAGAGUUGCGCUCUGUCACCCAGUCUGGAGUGCAGUGGUGUGAUCUCAGCUCACUGCAACCUCCAUCUCCCCGGUUCAAGCAAUUAUUUUGCCUUCAGCCUCCUGAGUAGCGGAGAUUACAGGUGCCCACCACCAUGCCCAGCUAAUUUUUGUUUUUGAGACGGAGUUUCGCUGUUGUUACCCAGACUGGAAUGCAAUGGCACAAUCCCGGCUCACCACAACCUCUGCCUCCUAGGUUCAAGCAAUUCUCCUGCCUCAGCCUCCCGAGUAGCUGGGACUACAGGCGCACACCACUAUGCCCAGCUAAUUUUUGUAUUUUUAGUAGAGAUGGGGUUUCACCAUGUUGACCAGGAUGGUCUUGAUCUCUUGACCUCAUGAUCCACCCGACUCGGCCUCCCAAAGUGCUGGGAUUAUAGGCGUGAGCCACCGCACCUGGCCAAUUUUUGUAUUUUUAGUAGAGAUGGAGUUUUGUCACAUUGGCCAGGUUGGUCUCAAACUGCCAACAUCUGGUUAUCCUCCUGCCUCAGCCUCCCAAAGUGCUGGGAUUAUAGGCAUGAAGCUCAGCAGAUCACAUAUGAUUGAAUUUAAAUUCCAGGACACUCAAAUGUAUUAUUUUCUAUUUUUAGGAGCGAGGAGAAGCAGACUGGAUAACCUUGGAAAAUUAAAUGCCCCCCAAAAUGUAACAGUUAAGAAUGUGAGGCUGGGCACAAUGGCUCAUGCCUGUAAUCCCAGCACUUUGGAAGGCCAAGGUGGGAGGAUCACUUGAGGUCAGGAGUUUGAGACCAGCCUGGCCAACAUGGUGAAACCCCAUCUCUACUAAAAAUAUAAAAAUUAGCUGGACAUAGUGGUGGGCGCCUGUAAUCUGAAGUACUUGGGAGGCUGAGGCAGGAGCUUGCUUGAACCCAGCAGUAGAGGUUGCAGUGAGUUGAGUCAUGCCACUGCACUCCAGCCUGGGCAACAGAGUGAGACUCCGUCUCAAAAAAAAAAAAAAAUGUGUGUUUGGCCUGUAUAGUGUUAGCUACUCAGGAGGCUAAAGCAAGAGGUUUCCUUGAGCCCAGGAGUUCAAGGCCAGUGUGGGCCACAUAACGAGAACUUGUCUCUAAAAAAAGAAAAAAAUAAGUGUGUGUUUGAAAUUUGAGGCUCUCCUACUUGUGACUAGAAUUUUCAUUUAAGAAGAAAUAUAUAUCUGCAUAUAAAAUUCUUGAAUUGAUAAACAUUCUUGUAUAUUCUUAGGCUAGUGCCCCAUGAAAGUAGGAGCCAUGCAGGAGCGCUGCUCUGCACAAUAGUCACCAACCAGGGGGAGCUAAAUACAGAAAAUGGGAUCAAUGUUCAGAAACUUUCAUGGUUUGACGUCUGCAGGAUGACAUCCAAAUGGGCAAUCAGCAGCUGCUCCUCAAACAGGGUAUGGGCCGGGAUGGGCACCGUCGAUCCCACGUGGCGGGACUCUGGACUAACUGCCUGUUGAUGUUGGAUCUGAGAGGGAUUAAAAUGAAUAAAACUGACCUUUCUUUAAGAGUUUGAGAAGCACUGGGGCUGUGAAGGGUGGGAAAGUUUGCAGUAGGAGGUGUGCUUUUAAGCUUAGCAUGUGGAAAGCAGGAGAGAGUUGGACAGGCAGAAGCCCUAUCGCCCCACCUCCCACUCCAGAUACCAGCAGGCCAGUUCAGGCAGAUGGGUUGGCUCCCAGGCUAGCUGGCUGCUCCAUGUUGAGUCUUCUGCCUUGCCCACAGAUUUCUUUUUCCUGUUUUUUUAGAGACAGGUUCUCACUCUGUUGCCCAGGCUGGAAUACAGUGUCUGUUCACAAGCAUGAUCAUAGCUCACUGUAGCCUUUACCUCCUAGGCCUGAGCAAUCCUCCCAACUCCCAACUCAGCCUCCUAAGUAGCUGAGAUCAUAGGCAUGCACUACCAUGCCCAGCUUGUCCCAUAGACUGGGUUUGACUCUGGUCACAGAGCCUGUGGAGAGAUUCCUUGAUUCAAGGUAGAGGUGGCCUUCCUUUUUUUUUUUUUUUUUUUGAGACUGAAGGCCAGGGUAGCCCAGGUUCAAGCGAUUCUCCUGCCUCAGCCUGCUGAGUAGGAGGGAUUACAGGCGUGUGCCACCACGCCCAGCUAAUUUUUGUAUUUUUAGUAGUGACAGGGUUUAACCAUGUUGUCCAGGCUGAUCUGGAACUCCUGACCUCAGGUGAUCCACCUGCCUCGGCCUCCCAAAGUGCUGGGAUUACAAGCGUGAGCCACUGCGCCUGGCCUAAAGGUGGCCUUCUGAGUCCUGCCUGGCCUGGGUCUGGAAACAUGGGCACUACCAGCCAUGUGACCUUGGCCCACUGGCUUUCUUUCUCUGCCCCUCAGAGUUUAGAAAAUAAGAAUGGCCAGGCAUGGUGGCUGACACCUAUAAUCCCAGCACUUUGGAAGGCCAAGGCAGGCAGAUCACUUGAGGUUAGGAGUUCAAAAUCAGCCUGGCUAACAUGAUGAAACCCCAUCUUUACUAAAAAUACAAAAACCAGCCGGGCUUGGUGGUGCACACCUGUAGUCCCAGCUACUUGGGAGGCUGAGGUGAGAGAAUCUCUUGAACCCGGGAGGCACAGGUUGCAGUGAGCCGAGAUCACACACUCCAGCGAGAGCGACAGAGUGAGUCUGCCUCAAAAGAAAAAACAGAGGAAUGACUGUCACUCCUGGAGGGGUUCUUUUGCCAGAUAUAAAAAAGAUACCACAUGCGAGAGGCUCCAUACACGAUGUGCACCAGGAAAGGGAGGACUUCUUCGUGUUAUUUGAAAAAGUGGAUUGCAUUGUAGGUCCCCAGGAAGUUGCCAGCUGUCCUUCCUGUUUCCAAAGUCCUUCCUCUGUGUGUGUGUGUGUGUGUAUUCUGUGUCUGUGGUGGUGGCCGUGUGUGUGUGCACAUGUGUGUGUAUUCUGUGCCUGUGGAGUGUGUGUGUAUGCUGUGUCUGUGGGAUGUGUGGGGUGUGUGUGUGUGUGUGUAUGCUGUGUGUGUGUGGUGUGUAUGUGUGUGUGUGUAUAUUCUGUGCCUGUGGGAUUUGUGUGUAUGGGGUGUGUAUGUGUGUGUAUAUUCUGUGUCUGUGGAAUGUGUGUGUGUAUUCUGUGUCUGUGGGAUGUGUGUGUGUGUGGCAUGUGUGUGUGUGUAUUCUGUGCCUGUGAGAUAUGUGUGUGUGUGGUGUGUGUAUUCUGUGGCUUUGGAAUGUGUGUGUAUGUGUGUGUAUUCUGUGCCUGUGGGAUGUGUGGUGUGUGUGUGUGUAUUCUGUGCCUGUGGGAUGUGUCUGUGUGGUGUGUGUAUUCUGUGCCUAUGGGAUGUGUGUGUGUGUGGUAUGUGUGUAUCCUGUGCAGGUGGGGUGUGUGUGUGGUGUGUAUUCUGUGCCUGUGGGAUGUGUGUGUGUGAUGUGUAUUCUGUGGCUUUGGGAUUGUGUGUGUGUGUGUGCGUGUGGUGUGUGUAUUCAGUGCCUGUGGGAUGUGUGUAUUCUGUGCCUGUGGGAUGUGUGUGUGCGGUGUGUGUGUGUCGUGUGUGUAUUCUGUGCCUGUGGGAUAUGUGUGUGUGUGGUGUGUGUAUUCUGUGGCUUUGGGAUGUGUGUGUGUAUGUGUGUGUGUGUAUAUCCUGUGCCUGUGGGAUGUGUCUGUGUGUGGUGUGUGUGUGUGUAUUCUGUGCCUGUGGGAUGUGUCUGUGUGGUGUGUGUAUUCUGUGGCUUUGGGAUGUGUGUAUGUAUGUGUGUGUAUUCUGUGCCUUUGGGAUGUGUGUGUGUGUGUGGUAUGUGUGUGUAUCCUGUGUGUGUGUGGUGUGUGUGUAUUCUGUGCCUGUAGGAUGUGUGUGUGUGGUGUGUGUAUUCUGUGGCUUUGGGAUGUGUGUGUGUGUGUGUGUGGUGUGUAUUCAGUGCCUGUGGGAUGUGUGUAUUCUGUGCCUGUGGGAUGUGUGUGUGCGGUGUGUGUGUGUCAUGUGUGUAUUCUGUGCCUGUAGUGAUGGUGGCCGUGGUGUCGUCAGCAGCCGGGUUGUCAGGAAACAGCCAUCAGUUUCCUGCUGAUUAACUCAGUUCCUGGAGGGCCCUCCCUAGCAGCGGGGGAAAGCUGGCAGCUUGGCUGAGCCUCCUCUGGCCUCUGGCUCCCCAACCUGCUCUCCUCGCCCCCUCUGAGCAGCCCACCUGCCCUGCUACUCUAAGCCCAGGACACCUCCGGCAGCGCAGGCCUCCUGAGCCUCUUUGUUCUGGCCAUGGGCGGGGCGCCGGCUCCAUCUGCCUCAGGCUUUGCCUGCAGGUGCUUUUCCUUUGCACACCUGGCACCUGUCAGGGACUUAGACCUCUUCCAAGUCGCCCCUAGGUUGGGCCUAAGAGAUUUGGAUCAUUUGAGUUGCCAGCCCUUAGAAACGAUGCUGUGAGGCCCUCUGCUCACUCAGAGAAGGAGGCUUGAUGGCUGGGGCCCCAGGGCUCCCUGCUGGUAGAAGGGGUGUCUGGAGGGCCUCUGCCUUUGGUCAUCAGAAGGAGUUCUGGCAAGGGAAAGAGACCUAUGCAGUACUGGGGUUUUGGAUCCCUCGAAUGAAGGACCAGGCAGAGAAGAGGGGCACUGCUGGGGGAUGCGGGGGCUGGGCCAGGCUGGGCACAGGCCUGUGGACGUGGUGAUUGGCCAUAUCUGCCUCAGCACUUCACAUGGGGACUUGGCAACCACACUCGGCCCUGGUGCAUGGUGUGGGGACUGAGACAUGGUCUUGGUCUCAGACAUCCCAGCUUUCGGCUGCCGGCUGCCAGUGGCUCGCUGUGGCUUCCGGCCGGGGCUCAGCAUCGGCUGUCCAGCUCUCCCAGCGGUGACAUCUCCACCCUGGACCUAUCAGCCCAUCAGCUCCCAGGUGUGGACAGGUUUGCACAGUUGCUCCAGCUCCCUCUGCAGUGGGCCGGCAUGGAAGGCAGGACCCCAGGGCUGGGUGGGUGUUAGCAGCUGGCUCUCAGGCCUCAGCACCAUCGUGCUUCUCAGGUGCGGGAUGGGUCAGGACUAUGUGCUUAGCACCCGGCAGACCCUCGUAGCUUCUUAAAUGAUGACACCUUCUAGCACACACACAGCUCAUCUGACUCAGACCGGGCUCUCUAGCUGGGGUGGGAAGCCCUGUACUUCCUAAUACCUGGUGGCUGAGUCAACAACACGGGGACGUGUAUUUGGAUAGCAAACAGCGAUGAGCAGCGGAGCCAGCCCACUGCCUUCCUGCACCCGCCUUCUAGCAAAAAUGUCCUCUGGAAAGGUCAGCCAGGACUGGCUACAUAAUUUUCAGGGCGAGGUGCAAAAUGAAAAUGCAGGCCCCAUGUUUGAAAAUUAGUAAGAGUUUAAAGAACAGCAGAGCACGAAACAAGUGAGGGUUCUUCUACACAUGGGGCCCCAGGCAGUGGCACCAUGGCACGCCCCCAAGGCAGGCUGGAGUCAGCAUUUCCCAGCCUUGUGAUGUCCUGUUGCUUCUGAGGGUGGCGGGAUUGGGUCCUCUUUGGUAGAAGAGGGACUUGGCAUCCUGAGACGCCCUCGCCCCGCCCGGCCUCACGAGCGGCUUUCUCAGGGGCUGGAGUGACCUCCGCUUCCAAGUGCAAACUCUUCACCUUCUCCUUUUUGUUCUUCUCUAACCUGUUUCCUUCUUUCUUUGUGAACUCAGAAAGCUUUGAGACUCCCCUCCCGUUCCUCUUUCUUCCCCUCCGCUCCUGCCGCUCACUCCCCACCCCCCACCCCUGCCUCUGUUUCUCUGUUUCUCUCUUCCUCUUUCCUUCCCUUGCUUGUAUCUGGGGGAGCCCUUCACAGGUUUCUGUAUAACAUUCUCAGCCAUUCACUUGGCGCCAUUCAGUUUUAAUGUUCCUUUGAAUGACACCAAGCGAGUGCUCCUUGGGUUUCUGAAGCCUCUUUCUGAAGUGGCUGAGGGACGUCCCCUCAGUGGCCUCUGGCUCUGUCCAGAUGGUCUCUGCCCAUUGGGAGCCUGGAAUGAAUUCUCAUUGUGAGCGUUCGUCACUCACCACCUCCUCCCCACAUUCAGCUGUCAGUCCUACUGGCCUCCAUGGAAAGAAAGUCUGCUCCAUUCUUUCUAGUGAUGAACCUGGCUAUGGUUCCCAAGGUCUGUGGCUCCAUGCAGGCUUCAAGCUGGGGGUGGGGCAGGGCAUGGGAAAGGGUUAAAUAGAUAAGCCCAGGACACUGUCCUGGCUCCCCUCGUCCUCCUCUUGACACAGGAACCAGAAGGGUCUUCAGCAACAUGCAUGGGAUCGUGUCACUUCCUGGCUUCCUGUGGCUGAGAGUGAAUCCAGACACCGAUGCCUCAGUGACCCCAUCUCCAGCCACGGUUCUCAGUUCCACAUCAGGGAAUUCUCCGCCUCCUGGAGAGGCAGACCAGGUUGCUGAAGAGGCUCUUCAAGCACGUUUGGAAGAAUGCAAGGAUUCUGGAGAGGUGGAGAGGAGGAGGAGAGGAGCACAAGCAAGGGUGGCUCCAGGGCCAGGCUGGAGACGGGAGGUCAGGCAUGUCGGGGAGGAGGGAAGUGGGGCUGGGUAAGAAGCCCAGCUCAGCAUGGAGGACCUGGCGGGGGCUCAGGUUGGGGGUGGAGUGUGUCAAUCCUGGUCCACGCUGGAGCCAUUGGAAGAGCUUUUAAAAUUAUCAAAGUUGUUACAGGUCAUUCCCCAGGUGGGCCACACACUGUUUCUAGGUUUAGUUCUCCAACCCUUCUUCCUGAUCCUCCCCUUAGAAAAAAAUUACCCAAGUCCCUGGGGCUAAGUCAGCCUGGGUGUUGGCACUGGCAUUUGCCCUCCCAGGGCCAGCAGGGCUGGGAAACCUCAGUGGGCUUUAGCAACUGGCAGAAACUGCCCCGUGCACUGGGGCUUUUCUCCGCUGAUGGGAAGGCUCCCUUGCUCCGUCAGCCCCAGGCCCCUGGACAGAAGGAACUCAGCAGAGAUGUCCCUAGAGAGUCAGCCGGAAGGGACCUAGUUCAGAAGGGGAAACUGAGUCUUGGUCACCAGCGAGUACCACCACCGGGUAACAGAGCUUGGGCUUUCAGCCUUGGACACCACUGGCUAGGAUGGAGCGAGGGCUGAACUGGAAUGCUUCCGAGGAAAUGAUCUCCAGCCUGAGUAUGCCACGGUUAUGAGAGCGUCUUCAGCACUCAUAAGCAUCACAGGCUGGAUCCCAUUCUCUGGCCUUUGGAUGUGGGGUGCCAGGAUCUGUGUGUAAAGAUGAGGGAGGCAGGGCUACUGGCCUCAAAGAACUCCAGGGGGCAGUGGGCCCAAGCAUAGAGUAUUCUAAUAUGGUUGCUAGGCUUCCAGAGCUGUAAGAGCCAGGCUUGAGCAGGGAGAGAAUUCCCCGAGGGAGGCCUUGAUGAGGGAAGAGGCAAGUGAGGGUUUGGUGUCUCUACAUCCACAGGCCUGGCCUUCCAGCCAGCGUGCUGUACCAAAGUGAAUGCUGGGGCCGCUAUGUGGUACCCAGACACUGAUUUCCCCUCGACCCUCCAUCAGCUGGUGAGUCUGUGAUGGUUUGGAACAGCCUUGCCCAGUUACCCCAGCACAUGGUCCAAACAUGAUUUUCUAUGUAUGCCAUGCAGCCAGGGGCACUGCAGCAGGCCGCUCUCUUUAUCACCAGCGUGGGGCAGUUUGGGGAACAAGCCAAAGGCUGGCCCCACAGACGCAAAGAACAAGUCACAACUCACCCACGUGGUGUGUUUUCUCGUAACUUUUUAUUUCGAAAUUUUCAAUCACAGAAAAGUUAAGAACCUUCAUCCAGAUUCACUCAUUGCUGCCAUUUUGCCACGUUUUCUUUAUCUCAUUGUCUUUCACGUGGUUUCGCGGAGUCAUUUGAAAGUUGCAGGCAGCAUGCUGCUGAGUACGUCAGCAGGUGUCUUUCAGGAGUAUGGGCUACCCCCUUGCAACCACGGUGCCGUCAUCACACCUAAGAAAUUACCCGCGUCCAAUAACAUCCAAUGUACAUCCCAUUCAUAGUUCCCCAGCUGAACUCCAGUAAUAUGUUUUUUAUGGCUAUUUUCCUAAUCCAAAAAGCUUCAGGCUUUUGGGUGUUGUGUUUCUUUACCUUCUUUUAAUCUAGAACAGUCUCCCUGCUGUGUGUGUAUGUGUGUGAGACUUUGGCUUUGAAGAGUCCAGGCAGGCCAGCUGUGUUACACAAUAGAUUUGUGUAAUCAAAUAUGUUCAAGUUAAGUUUGCAUAGUUUCAAAACUCGCCUGAUAGUUGCUUCAUUGUGUCCAAGAAAGUCCUAAGGAAGAGAGUAUAUAGUUGAGGCUACCUCCUUGGCAACCUGUCCCUGUGUGAGUUGUGGGUAUCCUGUCCAGCCACCCAGAAAAAGCAAUGGCUUUAGUAAUAUGACAUGUUAAGUAUAAAAUGCUUCCUAGGCCAGGCGUAGUGGCUCACGCCUGUAAUCCCAACACUUUGGGAGGCCGAGGCAAAAGUAUCACCUGAGGUCGGGAGUUCGAGACCAGCCUGACCAACAUGGAGAAAUGCCAUCUCCACUAAAAAUACAAAAAAAUAGCUGGAUGUGGUCGUGCAUGCCUGUAAUCCCAGCUACUCAGUCGGCCGAGGCAGGAUGAUUACUUGAACCCAAGAGGUGGAGGUUGUAGUGGGCUGAGAUCACGCCACUGCACUCCAGCCUGGCACCUGGCAAUGGAGUGAGACUGUCUCAGAUAAACAAACAAAUAAAUAAAUAAAAUAAAAACAAAAUGCUUUCUGCUGGGUGAGGUGGCUCACGCCUGUAAUACCAGCACUGUGGGAGGCCGAGGCAGGCGGAUCACUUGAGGCCAGGAGUUUGAGACCAGCCUGACAAACAUAGUGAAACCCCAUCUCUACUAAAAAUACAAAAAUUAGCCAGGCAUGGUGGCAGCUGCCUGUAACCCCAGCUACUUGGGAGGCUGAGACAGGAGAAUUGCUUGAACCCAGGAGGUGGAGGUUGCAAUGGGCUGAGAUCACGCCACUGCACUCCAGCCUGGGCAGCAGAGUGAGACUCUGUCUUAAAAAAAAAAAGCUUCUGAUGUGUAAAGAUGAUUUCACUGGCAGGGCAGAUGUUCUCUUCAUUUUGUGGGUGGGAUCCUGAGAGGUUGAGGCUGUGCCCAGAUCUACUAUCUUAGGCAAAAGUGGACCAGAGCCCUGCCUUGUGACCCACCAUAGAGCUCUCUGCAGUGACAGCUGGGAGUCUUCCCCCAGGACUGGAUGACAGGUGGCUUCACCUCAUUUCAGUCCUGGAUCCAACACGUGUUGGCUGAGCGCUUGACCAAAUAUUGAAUAUAAUAUAAUACAGGCCAAUCCAUCCUGAUGACCUGCAAGUCAUGACUAGGAGCCCUAGGUGCUGAGCUGAGGUAUGGAGGCGUCCUGGCAAACUGCCAUUGGGUCAUUUUCAGCCUGCACCCCGGCCAGCUACCAUCACAGCCUCCAGCAUUCCCUCCGAGUCUGCUGUGGUCGCCGUGGUCUGGGAAACUGGAUAACCACACUUGUUCUGAGUCCAAAGCCUCCAAGUAAGGGGCACUGUCCCAUGAAGAGAAAAGUGCCUGGGACUCCAGAAGCCCCUCUUGGAGUCACCCACAUCUCUUUCAUUCUGGACUCUCAGCUUUUUGGUGUGCUCUGCCAUUCUUCAGUCUUCUGGGGGAAAUUUGAGGUGACCAAAGAAGAGAGCUCCGGACAAGUGUAAUCUUGCUGUCACGCGUUAGGAAAGACCAUCACAUACAGCAGAGGCGCCUGGUGAUGAAACAGCACGUGGUGAGAGCCAGAGCCCGAGGGCACUCGGCCUGGUGGUUGUGUUGUUGAAUGACUGUGCCAGUUUGGGCCGUGCUGGGGGAGGGCACCCAGGACUCAGUCCUGCGCCCUGUGGCCACUGCCUCCUCUGCACGUAGAUCGCGCUGACUUAGCUUAUUCGUAUCUGAGGAUUUGGUUCCCAGCUCUAGGCAACAGCAGGAACCCCAGUCCCCAGAUCCCCCAAUCUCUGGAGAAGUGUCCUCAGUGCUCCGGAUGGGGUUUUCCCUGCAAGGUACAUGGCCUCCAGUCUCUUCUACCCAAAUGUGUCACCUUGGGCAGCAGCUCCCUGAAUUCUGUCCUUUCUUGCAGGAAUUUCUGUUCUCAUCAGUUCAUAAACACAGCGCCGCUUCGCUUCUGUUUCUGGGCUCAGUGCUCCGGGGAGUGUGCAGCGAUCCAGACUUGACUUCACAGUGACUCCUUGGCCAAGCCCUUUUUGCUCGUUUGCUUGCUUUUAAUUUUGGUUUUUUGUUUUUGUUUUUUUUUUUAAUCAGGGUAAUAUAUGCAUCUUUUUUUACAUCAGACAAUACUGAUGGGCUUAUAGUGCUAAAGCAGCAGGCCCCGCCCACUCACUCCCCUCCACCCACCCCCACUCCAGCCUUUCAGCUAGUUAACCAUUUACAACCUGCUUAGUUCCUCCGUGUUGCUACUCACCUCCCUGUUCUGAGAGAAUAUGGUACUCCGAUUAUGUCUGUCAAUUUUGGACGUUAUCUUUUGCCUCCAUAUUCCUGCACGUGAGGACUCAUCUCUCCACCACCCUAUUGUUCCUCCUCCUCUCUUACUAUUAUCAGUAGGUCGCAAUUUUGGGUUAAGCCCACAGUGUAAAUACUAUUCACUGCUACUGAACUACGAUCACUGAAGCAUGGCACUGUACUAUGGUACUUCUUUAAAAAAGAGUUCAUUAUUGUUUCUGUUGUUCUCCCUACAUUACUCUUCUCUGUGCCUCUGAAUCCUCCUAAUAUACCAACAGAUUAGGAAAGCAUCUAUUGCAUGUUUAUCUGUUGGUUCACUGAUCAAUUCUGUGUUUUUUUUUUUUUAGACACCUAGGUAGCUUGCCAGUGACAUUUUUUUCUUUUCUUUUUUUUUUUUUUUGUUUUGUUUGUUUGUUUUUUGAGAUGGAGUCUUGCUCUGUUGCCCAGGCUGGAGUGCAAUGGCGAUCUCAGCUUGUUAUAAUUGCCACCUCCCAGGUUCAAGCAAUUCUCCUGCCUUGGCCUCCUGAGUAGUUGGGAUUACAGGUGUGCACCACUGCAACUGGCUAAUUUUUGUAUUUUUAGUAGAGAUGGGGUUUUACCACAUUGGCCGUGAUGGUCUCGAUCUCCUGACCUGGUGAUCUACCUGCCUCGAUCUCCCUAAGUGUUGGGAUUACAGGCGUGAGCCAUGGUGCCCGGCCUAGUUUUUAGAGAUAGGGUCUCACUCUGUCACUCAGGCUGGAAGCAGCAUGAUCAUAGCUCACUGUAACCUCCAGUAUCUGGGCUUAGGUGGUCUUCCACCCCAGCCUCCAGAGUAGCUAAGACUACCAUCAUGCACCACUAUCCCUGGCUUAUUUUUUUAUUUUUUGUAGAGGCGGGGGCCUCACUAUAUUGCUUAGGCUGGUCUCAAACUCCGGUGCUCAAGUGAUCCUCCUGCCUUGGGCUCUCAAAGUUCUGGGAUUAUAGGUCUGGCCACCAGUGAAAUUCUUUAAAUCUUUUUCAAAACAAAUGAAAAUUUCGUUCACUUUAAUAUUAAAAUAACUCCAUGCCACCUCCUCUGAAGGAGCUUCCCUGACCCCCCACCCUCUCCAAGGCGGCCCCUCCUCUGUUCUAACACAGCCUUCACACACAAAAUUAAAAUUGCCUGUUUUCUUGCCUGUUGCUAUCACAACACCAGAAGUUCUUAAGGGCAGGACCGGGUCUUGUUCACCGCUGUCUCCAUAGGAACGCACAGCAGCUGGCUGGCACAUAGUAGGUGCUCAACAAAUAUUUGUAGGAUUUGCCUUUGUCAAAUGCCAAGUGCAGGGGUGAUUUUAUAGGCUGCAGGCGGCUGGGUUAAAUGUCCGCCCCAUGCCUCUUUGUUUUUGUUUGUGAGGCGGAGUCUUGCUCUGUUGCCCAGGCUCGAGUGCAGUGGCGCGAUCUCGACUCAUUGCAACCACUGCAUCCCAGGUUCAAGUGAUUCUUCUGCCUCAGCCUCCCGAGUAGCUGGGAUUACAGGCACCUGCUACCACGUCCAGCUAAUUUUUGCAUUUUUAGUAAACAGGGUUUCACCACGUUGGCCAGGCUGGCUCAAACACCCAAUCUCAGGUGAUCCACCUGCCUGGGCCUCCUAAAGUGCUGGGGUUAUAGGCGUGAGCCACCACUCCUGGCCUCUAUGCUUUUUUGUAUUUUCCAUGUGCCCCUUCUCUCCAGCCUUCUUGUUGGGUUUGGAGACCCUUCUGGGGCCUGUUUCAAUGGAAUAGCAACUUUUUCCAGAUAAAGAUAGCAAAGGAAGGGUUUUCUUUCCCUGAUCCAUUGUGUCUCCCCCCAACCCUCUCCAGGCAGCGUUCAGUUGGCCCCAUGCAUCUCAGGGUUCCAGGCUGGUCCUUGUUGCUUGAUAACCCCAGCCCACACCACUGAGCUCCGCACAGCCUGAGUGCUCAAUAGAUGAAUAAGAUUGAGACUCGCUCAAUCAAUCAAUCAAUAAGCCAAUCAGUCUUCCUUCACUCAGCCUCUCUGCUCACAGGCGUUUCUCAUUAUCUAGUGUUGGGAUGAUCAGAAGGAAAAAGGAGCCUCUGCGUAAAGGUGACCCCAUUUCAGGUUUCGUCAUAACUCGCUAGGUACUGAAAGACAGCAGAAGGGAAGACAAAGAAGGGGGACGCUCACCUGCAAUCGCAGAGGGACAUUUGGGAGGCACUCGGUCGCUAGAUGAGGGCUAUGUGGGGGCACUUUGCUGGCACUAUCUGGUGUGUCUCUGAUGCCCAACCAGGAAGGACAGGAAAGCUAACUCCAGGUCGGGGCACGUAUAUUGUGCAUAGUCUUUGGUCUUGGCUAACUCAGGAAGGUGCUGGUCUGCGAUGACCCACAAUGUGAGAACACACCUCAGCGUCCACAGAGGCUUUCCCUUGUGAGCAAUGUGGACCUAACAGGUGGUGGCCUGUAAAAAGAGCCAACCCACUGGCUCACACUCCUGGAGCGAGGGCCCAGCCUGAGCAGGCAGGGAGCCAUCUUGGAGCAGUCCCUUGAGGGGACAGCCCGUCCCAGGGCUGACUCAGCAUGUCCUUCACACCACACAUCCACUGGGGACCAAGCACCUCCUCUGGGUGCCAGGCAGCAGGAGAACUGCAGGGACACGGCCCAGGCAGGGUGGAUACGGCCCAGGCAGGGUGAGGUGGGGGGACACAUGGCCCAGGGAAGGUAAACCAGGGGGACGAAGCCUAGGCAGGGUGAGUCGCCAGGGCUUUCACCUCCAACCAGAGCAUCUGCCUCUCGGAGACCCUCCUUACCUGCCCCGCUACCUCGUUAAGGGCCCCAGGGCUCUCAUAGAGGAGACCUGCAGGCACCCAGGGAUCCAAGCUAGCUUUGGAGACCGAGCCUUGUGCACAGCGUCAUGGUCUGGGGCUCUCUUCCCUUUGGCUCACCCAGGACCCUAGGGGAGGAGGCUACAGCUGGGCGGCCAGGGCAGGGAGCAGCUGACCCUGUCAUAAAGCUGAUGGCUGCCGGCUGGUGGUUCACCCCUGGAGAGGGAGCCCUCCCCUCUGGGGUGUAGCGUGUUUUGGGGGAGCCUUUACGGCAGCUCUUUGGUGUGUCUGCAGUGGAACUGAAUUUAUUUUUUGUACUUUUAGGAAUUAACUUGCAGUUCUCAGCCUCUCCCUCCCCAGAAAGGAGAGAAGGAGAAAAGAAGAAAAGGUUUGCAUUGUCACCGUGAUUGGCACCGGCUGUGAACGAGGGGUCACUGCUUCAGGCUGCUCCUUUUCAAGCGCGCCUUUCUCCCCUGCACGCUGCAUUCACGAUAGAACAUUCUUUCUUUCAAAGCUUCUGUCUCUCUCUCCCCCGCCCUUUUUGCCUCUGCUUUCCUUCCUUCACUUUUGCCUUUCAUUCCCAGCUCUCGCCACCUCCCUCGGGCGUCACUCUUUCUCCCUUUUUUCCCCUUCUUCUUCUAUUCAGUUCCUUUUUUUUCCUCUUGCCUCUCUCUCUCUUUCAAAUUUCUUUUUUCUUUUUCCUUUUGAAUAGUGCUUCUGUUUUCAAGGGAAGAGAGCAGUAGAGAAGUGGGUUUAUUUGAGGAAGAGAGAAUGUGUUUUUUCUGCAUUGCUCUAAAUGUGCAAAAAAAAAAACAAAAACCUGUUGAAGACACUGUUUCUUUUAGGCUCCUGCUUUAAGAGGGAGGCAUAUUUGGGAGUCUCCACCAGCCGAGAGGGACCUGUUUGUCACACAGGAGUCCUGAGUGGGUCAGUGAACUAAGGCCUGGGGUGGGACUGGCAAGACCUAGACUUGGCCGUUGGAUGCUUCCCCUCUGCCUGGCCCAGCACGGGCUCCAGGUGAGGGUGACAGCAGAAGUGGAUGAGGUCCCAUGGCCUCCUCCCUCUGGCAGAGCCUGGGGUCGCCAUUUCCAGCCAAGGGGGCGAGGUGGCAUCCUUCCACACAAACAUGACGCAGGGGCUGGGUGUGAGGAAGGGGCCAGCCCACACCACACAAGCCGGACCCACGCUGAGCUGGACCUUCACCAAGUAAUGGGCCCACAGCCUUGGGUCUGGCAGCCUGUGUUGACACAUCCUGUGUGGUAGGGACGCACGUGUCCCGCGCGUCUGAGGGAUUUUUAAAUGUCACCUGGGAGCUACUGAGAAUAUUCACUCAGGUUUUCCUAAACUAUCCAAACAGAACAGCUUGGUUCUUUCCCUAUAGGCCUCUUUAUUUUUCUUUAAACCUGUGGAAACCGACCUCCUCUGAGAGCCGACACAGGCUUGUCAAUCAGGCAUGUGCGUGUGGCUAGUUAGCACAUUUACUUCACUUGUUGAGCCCCGGCUCCUCUCCUGUGCGCGUGGAUCUGAGGAUAGGCCGCAGCAGGGCCACCGGUCACUGUGGUCUGAGGCAGAAAGGUGGCCCUGCCUACUCCUGAAGCCUGUUUCAAUCUGUGUAGGCCGUGGCUCAAACCCCUGAGCUGUGUUAUGUCUCCACAUUACAAUCCUGGCUCCCUCCCUGCCAUUGCCUUUCUUCUUAGUCCACUGGCUGAACUCCUACACAACCUACAAAACCCUGCUCAAGUGCCACCUCCCCCUUGGAGUCCCCCACAUAGACUUAAUCACACCUCUCUUUAUCCAUCUUCUGGGACUAGUAUGUCACAGCUCUCACCUCACAAAGGUAAUCAUCUGUUUACUGUGGCUCCUGGAGGGCAGAGACUCUUGUCUUUAUCAUCUCUAACUCCCAGGAGAAUGAUGUGCUGUCCGUGUUGGCCAGGCAGAAAAGCCUUGCAAAACCUCAGUCACUCUAGAAUGACCUCGCAGCUUUAGCCUGGUCAGCUGGAACAGCAGAAAGAAGGAAGCUGGACAUGGUGGAUGGCUUCAGGGACACGAGACAGUGAUGGCUGACAGGUUUGCCAUCUAGGAACCGUUUCAGGCCUGGGUAGGUGAGGGCAGAAGCCAUACGAGGUGGUUUCUCCGAGGGAGCCCACUCAGCCAGGCCUGAGCUCAGGGGGCUGUGGGAUGCAGGAGGCCAGGGAGUGGGCCCAGGCAGAGGGUGGCAGCACGUGGCCUGUGAGCCCAGGGAGGGUGGCGUGGCUGCUGCCAGAGGAGGAGGAAGCCCAGCUCAAAGCUUCUGUGUUUGACAAAGGGCUGCCACCUUCUAGAGGACAGUUGAGUUCUGGUGGAGGGGACACAUGUCAUAGAACAGAGCUUGAGGAGGUGAUGGAGGAUGCAGAUCUGGCCCCAAUUCAGGGGGUGGAGAGAAAACAAACUGGACAUUGCCAGGGUGGCAGUGGGCCAUGGUGCAGGCAGGGAAACUUCGUGCAUGCAGGUUUUGAGCUGGAGGCCAGAGGGGGAAGCAACGAGCGGAGCAGGGCCCGGGUCUCUGCGGGAGGACCUGCCUGUGUGUCUGGGCACAUUUCUGCCCUGCACAAGGGGCACCUCGGGUUGCAGGCUGGAAGACCCUGAGUGCCUUCUCAGAGCACAGAAGAAAUGACUGCUCACACUCUGGGUCCCCCAGGGCUGCAGGGGAGAAAGCCUGUGGGGCUCCCGGCUAGCCAGGGUUCCCAGGGGCCCCAGGAAAAGCCAUGGUCUCUGGGGAGACACAGGGCUCCCUGCAGGAGGAAGUCACUUCUUGGAUUGAGGCCCGAGAGGUGAGUGGCCUGGGCUAUGUGAGAUGAAGGCUCCAUGCCCAGGUGUGCUGGCUCAUACCAUCAGGCCUGGAGGUGUGGCCGGCAGAACCCCAUGCCCUUGUUCCUGCACACCCGGCCCAUAGUAGGCACUUCGGAAUGUUUGCUGAAGUGUGAAUUGCACGUGUUGUUAGCAGAUGUAGAAUAUAGAAUGGAAACAGUGCAGCUCACAGCCAAGUGCUGUGUAAACUGUAAAGCCUCAUGCAAAGGGGAGCUCCAUCCCUGCCCCGCAGAGCACAGGGCCUCAGGGAAGGGGCCAUAUAUAACACCUGCUCCCCAGGAGGACGGUCUGGGCUCCAAAAGCCUUGGGGAAAAGACUGUCCUCCCUGUGGGUCUGGGUGACCAAGACAAAAUGAGCUGUGGGUAAAGGGAGCAGGAGUCUGCUUCUCUAGGGGCAUUUGGGAUUUGUGCUCCAGGAGAGGAAUUGAAGUGGCUUUGGGGCAGGCUCCAUAGAGAUUUGAGCCUGGGGUCAGGGGAGGAGGCACCACUGCUCUGCCUGGCCCCACCUGCUUCUCAGGAUCCUGCUGGCAACCCAGAAGCUGCCAGGGCAGGCCUGCCUGGCCAUCAGGUUUUUCCAGUUUGGACAAGACUAUCUCCUGACACCCACCCACAGCCGCCCUGGCCUAGAGAUGGAAAGGGGCUGGGUCUGAGUUUGUGAACAGGCUUUAGAGGCAGUGUGUUUCCGGGGUCCGUUUCCCGGGUGGCAAGGGACCUGGCAGUCAAUUCCCCCUUAAGAACUGGCACCAAGGAGUCCAGCUCCUCCAGUAAUUACUGUGUGGCCCCAGGCGAGCUGCCGAAUGUUAAUAAUAGCAGCAAACAACAUAGGCGUGCCAGGUUCUGCUUUCAGCACUUUACAUAUUUUAACUGGUAAGGCAGGUGCUCUUGGUACCGCCCACUUCAGUGAGGAGAAAGCGUCCUGCCGUUGGGAAGUGGCAGAGGACUGCAGGCCUUCCACUCUAGAGUCUGGAUCUAAACUUGUGCUUCAAAACCUGGUCGUUUUUGUUUUUUUUUUAACUUAUUUCUAAGCUUCACAGACUAAUACUAUCAGCUUGGCUCAGAUGUUACAAAGUUGCCAUGUUGUCACAUUGCUAUACAAGUCUUUUUUUUGUUAAUUUUUUGAGACAGAGUCUUGCUCUGCCUCCAGGCUGGAGUGGAGUGGCGUGAUCUUGGCUCACUGCAGCCUCCUCCUCCUGGGUUCAAGUGAUGCCUCAGCCUCUGAGUAGCUGGGACUACAGGUGCACACCACCACACCCAGCUAAUUUUUGUGUUUCUUUUUAGUAGAGGCAGUGUUUCACCAUGUUGGCCAGGCUGGUCUCAAACUCCUGAUCUCAAAUGAUCCACCCAUUUUGACAUCCCAAAAUUCUGGGAUUACAGGUGUGAGCCACUGUGCCCAGCCAAGUUUCUAAGGCUCCUCCAUGCUUGGAGGAGCAGUGCUCUAAAGCUAUUAACUGUUCUCUGCCUCAGUUUCCUUAUUUGUAAAACAGGGUGAUGGCACCAGUACCAGCCACAGGUUGCGAUCAGGACUAAAUGACACACUGCUGAAAGUCGGCCCAGGCUGGCAGUGUAACUCUCAGAUCCCAGGCUGGCACUGUGGCUCUCAGAUCCCAGGCUGGCAGUGUAACUCUCAGAUCCCAGGCUGGCACUGUGGCUCUCAGAUCCCAGGCUGGCAGUGUAACUCUCAGAUCCCAGGCUGGCACGGUGGCUCUCAGAUCCCAGGCUGGCAGUGUAACUCUCAGAUCCCAGGCUGGCACGGUGGCUCUCAGAUCCCAGGCUGGCUCUGUGGCUCUCAGAUCCCAGGCUGGCAGUGUAACUCUCAGAUCCCAGGCUGGCACUGUGGCUCUCAGAUCCAAGGCUGGCAUGGUGGCUCUCAGAUCCCUGGCUGGCACGGUGGCUCUCAGAUCCCUGGCUGGCACUAUAGCUCUCAGGGCCCAGGCUGGCACUGUAGGUCUCAGAUCCCAGGCUGGCACUGUAGGUCUGAGAUCCCAGGCAGGUACUGUAACUCUCAGAUCCCAGGCUGGCACUAUAGGUCUCAGGGCCUGGGUUGGCACCGUAACUCUCAGGGCCCAUGCUGGCAUCAUAACUCUCGGGGCUCAGACUGGCACUGGAACUCUCAGGGCAGCCAGCCAGUCUGUGAACAUCAGGUUUUGCCAUCAGGAAUAAGAGCCCACACAGGUGCUUCCCAUCCAGAUGCCAGUGCAGAACCUGGCAGGGAGCAUCCUAUGACUCCAUGCCUGGGAAGGGCUUUGUAAACUCUAGGGGGCUGUGGCUGUGUAAGUAGGCCUGCUCAUUCUCCUGCCCAGUCUGUCUUUCCGGAGGCUCCCAAGGGCAGGCCCUGAGUGCUUCGGAGACAGGACACAGCCCAGCAUCAGCACAGGGAGGAGGGCGCCUCUUGCCUCUGGGCUGUGCACGUGUGAGUGUAUGUGGGCUUCACACAAGAAGCUUCCUGGGCGUUUUGGUUUCAGGGGUUGGGGCCAGCACAGGGUCGCGGGGGCUCCCAUCUUGGACCCAGCCCUUCCUGCUGUGACCCAGCUGAGCUUCGUUUGUUUGCCAAGGAGUGGGUCAUUCCAGCUGGCAGGGAUGCACUGUAAAAUUUCAGAAAGGACUGACAAGACUUCUGGAGUCCCACAGCAGAUGCCUUCCUGCCUCUCCAGGGUCCUCCUGGGGUCCUGGGUCCCAAGGGACGCUCAUAGCCCCAUGGGCACUAGGGUUGAAACUGCCCAUUUCCUGGCAAGCCAGGGGCUCCCAUGUGGACCAAGAACUUGAGCUACAACUUUCCGUGGGACUGGGUCCAUUCCCAGCAUCUCUGUCCUUCCUUACACCUGAUUUCAUACUUUUUCCAAGUGUUCAUCCUCUCCCCACUCCUUAAUGGUACUUAGAUAUUUUUGGUGAUAGUAAGAACAUGCCAACUAUUUGGGGGCCCUGGGUGAGUCACAUUGUACGGGUACAUAUAUUGCCGCGUAAAAGUGAAAGCUGACCGUUUCUCAGAAGCCAGCCCCCAGCUCCAGGUAUAUCCCCUUGUAUGAUCUUAUUGUAUCUUCUCCAGCAUCCUAUGGGGGAGGCAGCUGUUAUCCCCAUUGUACAGUUGAGAAAACAGUGGUCCUGAGAGAUGAAGCAACUUGCCCAACACAAUACAGUGUGAGGUGGCCAGGUCGAUUGUAGAGCUUCCUGUGGCUGAGGGCCCCACCCUGCCUCCAUGGCCCGCCCUGAGGGGCGGAAGCCCUCACACCACGAGUCACAGCCAGCCAUUAGCUUGUUUUAUAAUUGCCCCUCUCCUAAAGCCACUAAUUUUGCCCUGGGUCACACAUGCAUUUGAAUUCCAGCAUCUGGGACACGUGGCUGAGCCCACCACCCUGCACACAGGGCUUCCAAGCUCCUACGGGUCAUCCUCUGUGGUCCAGGUUGAAGAGGAAACUCAUUCCUGCUCUAGGCUGAGCUGACCACCUUGGGCACCCUCUCCUCCGAUAUCCAAGUUCUGUCUUUGAGACCCUCUUCCGUCUCUCCUGCCCAGUCCCCACUGUCUUCCAGUUCUUCUCCCACCUCUACCCUGCAACCAACAGGCCACCUUGGCCUCCUCCUCCAUGAGCUCAUGGUCAUGUGCAGACCCAGCAGCUCCUGGCUGGGAAAGCCAUCAUGUGGCUUCUGCCUUCUCUGUACCUCGAAUCUGAGGCGUGCAUCUCCCCCUGCAGCUGGACUGCAGGAUCAGGUGUGGGUCCCCGAGCUUCCAAUCCUCGCAUAGGUCCUACCUCUUGGCUCACUGGAUGAAAGUCUCAUUGUUAGAGGACUGAGGAAGGUGUGGCUUUGCACGCUGCCCCUGCCUGCCUCUGAUGAUAGCCUGUGUGGAUGGCCGCAUGUGUCUGAUGUCUGCGUGUGUACACUAUCAGCUGAUAUGUUGCACCAGCUGUCCCUCCCCCCGGGAGAUACACGAAGGCAUUACGUGAAUGAGAGAGGCAUUCUUUACUCCUCCUGGCAUAAAUCCGUACUCGAGCUGGGUGUGUGGGUGACUGCAAAAUAAAUGUUGAUUACAACAGUGGCUUUGGGAGGCAGCCACCGCCAGGGGCUCUGCUGGCAUGCAGGCUCAGGGAAGUCGUAACACUGCCGUAGCAAGGAAGAGGGCUUUGGCCGCACCCUUGGCCUGCCCUCAGACCUCGCACCUUCCCUACCUGCUGCGCUUCUGCCUUCUUUCCCUUCCCUUCUCUGUCCCGAGCCUCCAGCCUGGGCAGGCCCUCAUCUUUGGCAGGGUCUAUUGGGGGAAGGGGUCUUCCUAACCAGCUUCUCCCCCGGGUAGGCAUCCCCAGGCCCCUCCACUCAACCAAACGCCAUAGAUUAUCCUCAUUUGUCUAACUGGUCAGUGAAACCCCCUAAUAACCCCAGGAAGUGAGAACCAUCAUCCCAUGCCACAGACGAGGAGACCGAGGUGUGAGUGAUGGGGCCAGACUGCAGCCCAUGCCCCUAAUUUAUCACCUCCAUAUAAACAGGAAUAUUUAUAUGGAAGAACAUUCCUGAUCCCUUAAGUUUGUUUUUCUUGUUUUUGUUCUUUUGAGAUAGAGUCUCCCUCUGUCACCCAGGCUGGAGUGCAGUGGCACAAUCUUGGCUCACUGCAAUGUCCGCCUCCCAGGUCAAGGUCAAGAGAUUCUCCUGCCUCAGCCUCUCAAGUAGCUGGGAUUACCAACUAAUUUUUGUAUUUUUAAUAGAGACGGAGUUUCAGCCUGUUGGUCAGGCUGAUCUCGAACUCCUGACCUCGUGAUCCGCCUGCCUCAGCCUUCCAAAGUGCUGGGAUUACAGGCGUGAGCCACCACACCUGGCCUAUCUUCGUUUUUUUUUUAAAAGUACAUUUAUUUAAUGCUUAUUUCCCAUCUGGUAUUUUGCACCAGUAUUUUGUGGUUCUUAAUCAUGUUUCUAACCAAAUCAUGAGGUCCUGAGACUGGGGAUCUUUGUGCCCUGCCAGCACCCAGCACCAGCCUGGCCAGAUGACAGGAACGAUAAUAAUAGCAAUCGCACAGCUGGGCGUAGUGGCUCACGCCCGUCAUCCCAGCACUUUGGGAGUCCAAGGCAGGUGGAUCACCUGAGGUCAGGAGUCCGAGACCAGUCUGGCCAACAUGGUGAAAGCCUAUCUCUACUAAAAAUACAAAAAAGCUAGCCAGGCGUGUUGGCAGGCGCUUGUAAUUCCAGCUACUUGGGAGGCCAAGGAAGAAGCAUCACUUGAACUCUGGAAGCAGAGGUUGCAGUGAGCCAAGUUCGCGCCACUGCACUCCAGUCUAGGUGGAGAGUGACUCUUUUUUUGAGGCAGAGACUCUGCCUCAAAAAAAAAGUAAUAAUUAUUAUGUCUCCCUGGGACAGCCUGUCUCUUAACGCCUGGUCCAUAAUGUGAGCUCAGUAAAUGAUGGCUAAAAAGCAAUUAGAAGGAGCUGGCAAGGUUUCAUUCUGCCUUAAACUAGGGGCACAGAGAGACAUGGGUGGGAAAGGCCAUGAGUUUUGCUUCCUUUACUCAGAGGCAGUUCAGGAACAUGGCGGGGUGAAUUUGGAGGAUUGGUGAAUGUCACCGUCCUGUUUAGAGUGUGGGAGCUGGCCCUCUGAGCAUUUGCUGGGUGCCUCGGCCUGGGGCUGGCUCCUGCUUCUCAUUCACAUGGCGUAAGGUAGGGCCUGAAGAGGCAGCCUGGGGCAGUGAAUGGUUGGGUUUCCCUGGACAGCAGUGAAUUCCUUUUUUUUUUUUGAGACACAAUCUCACUGUCACCCGGGCUGGAGUGCAGUGGUGUGAUCAUGGCCCCCUGCAGCCUCGACCUCCCAGACUCAAGCCAUCCUUCCACUUCAGCCUCCAAGUAGUUGGUACUACAGGCGCGUGCCUUCAUAGCUGGUUAAUAUUUUGUAGAGAUGGGAUUUCACAAUGUUGCCCAGGCUGGUCUUGAACUUCUAGGCUCAAGUGACCCUCCCACCUUGGCCUCCCAAAGUGCCAGGAUUAUAGGUGUGAGCCACUGCUCCAGUCAGCAGUGAAUUCCUACCUGGGGCCAGUCAUGGGGGAUUUCUGCACCUGGCUCGCCCCCUGCGCUAGGUCCUGCCCAUGCUUCAUCCUGAGGGGGGCUCCUGCUUCUCCCCUACCCUGACCUCGGGAGCAGGGCCAGGCUCUCUGAGAUGCCCCCUCCUCCCAGGGAGCACCCCACACACACUUCCCGCCCAUGUGUUUCUUCCUCCCUUCCCUAGGUCAAUAGAGAAGCUUCCCUGUGGCAGGCAGGGGUCCAUUCUGGGGUUUGUCUCCUCCCUCCUGGCCACUGUGGGGAGUCUGAACGCUGGAGAUGACCUGAGAGAGAGAAGGCCGGGACUGAACUGGAGAAGCCCUGGCUGAUGGAAUGGGGUUUCUUUUUCCCUCCUUUCUUCCUUCUCUUCUUUUUUAUGUUUAAGCAAGAGAUAAAUAAAUGUGGCCCUGAGAUGACAAGAGAACACUGAAGGAGAUGAAAGGAGAGUAAAAGGGAGCGAGAGAGCAGAGGCAAAGGACAGAGGGGGAUUUGGACUGUGCACCGAGAUGAGGGGAGAGAUGAAAGGGGGAAGAAAGAGAUGAGAUGGGAACGCAGGACGGAAUGGCAGAGCAGAGGAUAGGGUUGCCACGGAAACCGAAGGAGGGGAGGAAUGGAGGGAGAGGAAGACGGGAUGGAGAAGGUAGAGGACUCAGUGCAGGAGGGGUGUGAGGCCAGGCUUGGUGAGGAGGAAGGGAAGCCACGAGGGGAUCCCAGGUGUGAAUUAGGCCCGGGUGUGGGAAAACAGGUUGGCAAGGGAGGAAGACACCUCCAGAAAGCCCAUCCCUGUGGAGAGCUGAGGCGGAGAGAGCUGGGUCUCCGCCCUGGGCCAACUCACUGGGGCCUGCUCCACCUGCCUGCAGGAGACUGCCUCAGUUUCCACGCCUAUAAAAUGGAAAUGGUACACCCCAUCCCAGAGGACUGCCCCGAGGACUAGAAAUGGUGUGCUUUCAUCACAGGGCCUGAUGAGGUUCAAGCCCACUGAAUGGGCCUACUGCGACUUCCUUUGAUUCUUAUCUUUGUGCCCUUGAACCUGUGAGCUGAGUUUUGUCUGUUUUCCCUGUUACAUGAAGCUGGUGGUAUCUGGGUCCAGGAGAGUGUACUUGUUGCUUGUUUGGGGGAAAGACGUGGAACCUUCUGGAAACAUGAGGCCUGUUGUCCCUCCCCCUCAGAACAGGAACUGGUCCUGAAACUUAGGGAAAGGAGGUAGGCAGGGUCUGUUUGGCCGCUGUCCAGAGCUGGGCUCAGCCAGGGACCUCUUUUUUCUUUGCACUUGAAUAUGGGUAUUCUGAAAAGGGCAGCAGUUGAUUCUACCUGUGUACCUCUGCGAGGGGCGCAGUGAGCAGACCAGCAUGGUCUCUGCCCUGGGAGGGUAUCGUCAAACUGGGAUGCCAGAAUAACUGGGAUGGUAGCUAUUAGGGAAGUAAUUGUACAAAUAAAUCAUUAACAAAUCAUUAAAAGUUACAAUAAGGUCCAGGAAGAAAAGGUGUGAACCUGGAGACAGCUCAGAACCUGGGAUCCAGACCUGGUUGGGUGGUGCAGGGGUCAGGGCAAGCUUCCUGAGGAAGUGAUACCUGGGCUGAAAGCCGAAGGGAGAGGAAUGAGGAAGAACAUUCCAGGUAGGGGACACCAUGUGAGGAGGCCAUGUGUGGACGAGGUCUACUAAAGAAUGUGUGUGAAGUCUGUGUGGCUUCCCAUGGAGGGAGGGGACAGCAGCAUGCCGUGCACUUGUCCUGGGGGCAGGGAGCAACCAGGCACGCUCUGGAGGCCCUUGGUGAGAUGUUUGGGCUUGAUUGCAAGAGCAGUGGGAGGUGACUGGGAGCUGGAGCAGGGUGGGCUGUCGUGGCUGACUGGUUCAAGCACAAGGCUUGCUUCUCCCUUGACCAGCUGUCAGCAUUCUAGGGCAAGGAGCAGCCACGUGGCAGAACUCUUGAGAGCUGCGGGCAAAUUCCUUGCCCCCUACAACCCUCUGUGCCCACCUUCACAGCCCCCAGACAGUGGAAGGCGAUCAUCCUGGUGGGAGAACCUGAGUUGGGGGGUGACCCCCAUGUUUGACAUGGAUGGAAGGAAACACGAGGAGUCAAGAGCUCCACAGGCGCGGUGGCUCAUGCCUGUAAUGUCAGCUCUGUGGGUGGCCAACACCUGAGGUCAGGAGUUCACCUGAGGUAGGAUCACCUGAGGUCAGGAGUUCAAGACCAGCCUGGCCAACAUGGCAAAACCCCACCUCUACUAAAAAAUACAAAAAUUAGUCAGGCAUGGUGGCGUGCACCUGUAGUCUCAGCUACUCGGGAGGCUGAGGUGAGAGAAUUGCUUGAACCAAGGAGGUGGAGGUUGCAGUGAGCCAAGAUCACACCACUGCACUCCAGCCUGGGAAACAGGAACAAAAAUCGAGAGCUCCAGAUGAGUCCUCACUGAGGGUCAGGGGCCUUGGGGUCUUGGUUUCCUUAUCUGUAAAAUGAUGGCAUUGGACAGGAGGGUUCCCAAAGUUCCUUUCCUUUCAAUCCUGCUGGUGAAGAUUCCAAGACCCACAGCCAAAGUGGCUGAAGCCAAGGGUCUCCAGCAAGGCUACCAUCCCACUACGGGGGAGCUAGGCGCCCCUCCCUUGCACUAAAGAAACACACAUGCAUUCACUGGCCAUGUGAGCUGCCAGGUGGGAGGAUUAGGCCCAUGGUUUCUGGGAGCCUGUUGACUUCUGAUCAUAGGUGGUGCAUUACUCCUAUGCUUGGCAUCAAAGAGAAGCUACAUGUGCUUUUACGCAGCUGUGCAGGCAGCUUAGCAUUUGCCACAGUGAUUUGUGCAGCCGAUGCCCUGUUAGCUUCAGCAGCCUCGUGUCUAUAGGAACCAGAGGCCACCCAACUCACUUCAGGGCUAAGGGGCUUGAUUGCCAGCGAGGGUCCCCCAGGCUAGGGGCAGGGACGGGGCACCAUCCAGAAUCCAGGUGCCUUCUGGGGCCAGUGCUCCCUCAGGUUCUCCUCUGACAGCCACCUUGCCACCCCUGCUCAUCCAGGCUCUCUGCGCCUUUGGGUUUUGGCCUUUCUCUCCUUCGUGUGUUCUUUGAGCAUUUGCUCUUGUGGCUGAUGGACUGAGGUUGAGGCAUUGCCGUGCUUCCAAGAGAGGAAACUGUGUGGCUCAAGUUCUUUCAGGGGGUGGGGAGGGCCAGGCCAUAGGUCUGGGCUCAGCUUCUUCAUGAACCGCCCUAGAUGGUGGGGGUAUGCUGUGCUUGGAGGUCUAGGGCUGGGAGAUGAGCAGCUGCCAUUCGGGGAGGGCGAGGAAAGCACCCAGUGUGUGAGGGCCUCCCCUCCCACUUGAUUCACCAGGCAAGGCCAGGUCAGUGAGCAUGCGUCAACUCUUGCUAAUUAACUUGGAGAGGUCGGGUGCAGUGGCUCAUGCCUAUAAUCCCAGCACUUUGGGAGGCCAAGGUAGGUGGAUCACUUGAGCCCAGGAGUUCGAGACCAGCCUGGCCAACACGGUGAAACCCCUCUCUACUAAAAAUUCCAAAAAUUAGCUGGGCAUGGUGGUGCACUACUGUAGUCCCAGCUACUCGAGAAGCUGAGGCACGAGAAUCACUUGAACCCAAAAGGUGGAGGUUGCAAUGAGCUGAGAUGGUGCCACGGCACUCAAGCCUGGGUAACAGAGCAAAACUAAAUAAGAAUAAUAAUAAUUUAGAGAAUCAGAAUCACUUGAGAAGCCUUUAGAUUUUCUAUGUCCAGGCCCUGAACCCAGAGAGUCUCAUUUAACUGGUCCAGAGUGAGACCAAGUAUUGGCAUCUAAUCAAACGAUGCCAAUUCGGGAGUUCUUUGGACCCAGGGUUUGUGUCUUCACAAGAGUUUGUGCCUCAGACGUCACCUCAUCAGAGUCCCUGCCUCGCCGUGGGGGCUCCACCCCUCAUUUCCUUGGGCUUUAGGGUCUCUGUGACCGCUUGGAGGAGGGAAACCUCACACAGUGGCCACCCCGUGGCAGUCAGGCCCACCUUAGCCCUGGGCUUGUGGAAGCAGAGGCGUGGCAGAGGAGCACUGGGCCUGGGGGAUGGCUCAAGAGCAUGGGUUGUCAGAGAAGGCCCCGUGGGAGGGGCUCUCUCGCCUGGGAGGGCAUCAGGUGAGAAAACGCACUUGGAGUGGGGAGGGCCUUCCGGCUUGAUUCACCAGGCAACGCCAGGUCACUGACAGUGUGCGUCUGCUCUUGCUAAUUAAUUUGGAGAGGCCCUUCCCUAUGCUGCCUGGAGACCACCCCAAGGAGAAGGCAGGACUGUCCUGGGAGGGAAGGGUGCAGAACUCUCAGGUGAGGGCUUCCCUCUCCAUCUCACUUACUGCAUUCAGUCUUGGUCCCUGGGUGACUGUCAGCUUCCUUCUCUUCCCUUUUCUGUACCCUGGUGUCUUUCUCUUGAGACACUUCCCCCACUGGCCCCUCUCUUCCCCUGCAGUUGCUGUCCUCUAGAGGUGGGUCUAGCUGUGUUGGGGGGGGAGGUGACUCACAAACAGUUAUGAAUCAGUGUGAUCAUAUCAGUCAGGGUUCUAGAGAGAAACAGAGUCAGUAGGAAGUACAGUAUCUAUAUACACACACAUAUAUGGAGAGGUCUCUUUUAAGGCAUUGGCUCCUGUGAUUGUGAGGGCUGGCAAGUCCAAAAUCUCUAGGGCAGAUGGUGGCAGGGCAAGGCAGGAACUCAGACAGGAUUCUUAUGUUACAGUCUUGAGUGAGGCAGAAUUCUUUUUCUGGGAAACCUCAACGUUUGCCCUUAAGGCCUUCAACUGAUUGGAUGAGGCCUACCCACAUUAUGGAGGGUCAUCUGCUUUUCUUAAAGUCAACCGAUUGUAAAUGUGAGUCACAUCUACAAGGUACCCUCACACCAACAUUUAGAUUAGUGUUUAACCACACAGCCGGUCACCACAGCUUAGCCAAGAUGAGGCUUAAGAUUGACUAUCAUGGUGAUGGUCUCAGGCUGUCCUGCCCUAGUGCACUUCAGGGAAGGCAGAGCCUGCACUAAAUCCUCAAAGAUGAUGGAAAUUCACCCAGUUCGAGGGAAGGGCCUUCCUGGCAGGGGGUCAGCCUAUGCAGAGGCCCCAAGGUAGGAAGCAUGGGUGAGUGGAGGGCACAGGGGCAGUGGAGCCUGCCUGGGAGCCAUCCUGGGCAGCAAAUGAAGGCCUGGGCAGUGCAUCCCAACCACCAAAAGGCUGUGGGGGCUGCGGGGCUGGAGACCUGCAUUCUAGUCCUUGCCUCCCCACCAUCUCACCUUGUGACCCUGGACCGUUCCCUUCCCCUCCCUGGGCCUCCAUUUCCUUAUCUGUUAUCAGGGCCAGGCAGGGUGCGCAUCAGGCUGUGGUUUGUGGAUCGGUGGCCCUGUGUCAGGGCCCCUCGCCACUCUGAGUCCCAGAGGUAGGACUCAAUGACUCUGUCCACAAAGAAAGGGGAAGCAAGGCAGAGAGAGGAUCCCAGGAGGAAGAGACUUGCUGGCGUCCCCUGCCCCUCCCCUGUGCUGGCAGCCACUCCUGGGCCUCUGGCUACUGAGGCCUGUGGGCUGGCAGAAGUGAGACUGGCCAGGGGCCUCUCGAGGUGCGCAUAGGCCUCCCAGCUCUCACUUCCUCUUCCCUUCUGCGCAUGUGAGCAGAGUUUCCCUUGAAGCCUCCUGCGGAGAGGACCACAGGGAAACCAAGAGGCUGGUUUCUCAUGCGGCGAAAUCCCAGGCGUGUUUUUCAUGGCCAUGCACGUGCCUGGAACUUCCGCCUCCCCUCCCACCAGGUUACGUGUCCGCCCACUCCAGGUUCAGCCUCACCCGCCCAGGGCCCUGGACUCCCAGGGGUAAAGGGCCCAGAGCCACAUCCUAGAGGGCUUGAAUGCCAGGCUCAGGGUGAAGGGCCCCCUCCCCGCUCUUGCUCUGUUGGGUCCUGACCUGCCUCCAUGGGUUCCAGCCCUCAGUCCUGUCCCCACCCAACCCCAGUGCGGCAGCCCCCACUGCCCAGAGACCCUGGUGCUUCAAGUGGACUGAGUUCACGCGAGUCAACUCCCCAAGAGUGAGAACUUUAAUUUGCUCCCUAUACCCACAAUCGAGCACCUAAUAGAUGCUCAGUAAAUGUGCAUUAAGUCAGUGGCUCAGGCCUGGCACAGUAGCUCAGGCCUGUCAUCCAGCAAUUUGGGAGGCCAAGGUGGGAGGAUUGCUUAACCCCAGAAGUUCAAGAUCAGCCUGGGCAAUUUAGCAAGACUACCUCUACAGAAACAAUGCACUCCAGCCUGGGCCACAGAGAAGACCCAUCUCUUAAAUAAAUCAGGCCAGGCGUGGGGCUCAUGCCUGUAAUCCCAGCACUUUGGGAGGCUGAGGCAGGUGGAUCACCUGAGGUGAUGAGUUUGAGACCAGCCUGGCCAACAUGGCAAAACGUCGUCUAUAUUAAAAAUAUAAAAAAUGAGCCUGGCAUGGUGGUGGGCUCCUGUAAUCCCAGCUACUUGGGAGGCUGAGGAAGGAGAAUUGCUUGAACCCGGGAGGCAGAGGUUGUAGUGAGCUGAGAUGGCACCAUUGCACUCCAGCCUGGGCGACAGAACAAGACUCUGUCUCAAAAAAUAGAUAAAUAAAUAAAAAGUCAGAGGUUCAGCUGCAGGACAGGAGACUGUAGUCUCUGAGCAACCUGGUGAUUCAAGGCCGAGUGAGGGAGCCAGCAGCCAAGCCUGUCCUUCCAGCGUGAGCUCGAGGCACUGCUGAGGCCGCCUCAGAGAGUAGGGCUUACUGGGCCCUCGGGACACAGUCCUCAAAUUACACUGAUGGGGUGCUUGGUGACGGCCCAAGCCUGAACUGGCAGAAGCCCCAGACCUCUGUCUGUUGGGUUUUUUUUUUCUUUAUACUUUAUACUUUUUUUUGAGACAGGUUUUCACUCCUGUCGUCCAGGGUGGACGUGCAGUGGUACGAUCUUGGCUCACUGCAACCUCCGCCCCGCCUCCGCGCCCCCACCCCCCCAACCGGGCUCAAGUAAUUCUCCUGCCUCAGCCUCCCAAAUAUCUGGGGCUACAGGUGCGCCGCCACACCUAGCUAAUUUUUGUAUUUUUUCAGAGACGAGAGCUUGUCAUGUUACCCAGGUUGGUCAUAAACUCUUGAGCUCAAGUGAUUCACCUGCCUCAGCCUCUCCCAGUGCUGGGAUUCCAGGUGUGAGCCACCAAACCUGCCUUCAGUUGGUGUUUGAGGUCUCCCCGGGUUUGGGAGUUAGUCAAAAAUUACCUAGGUGACCACAAGGUCCUGUUGGUUCUUCCUUCAAAAUGGCUUCUGUUGCACCAGACCAGGCUUUGGGUGUCUUCACCCCCUCUCUGCCCUGAGAUGUGUGUCCCAGGGGAUACCAACCACCCUGAUCCCACCAGCCCCUCCCCUGCUCCUGGAGUGGAGGUGUGAUGGGGUCCCCAUGAGAGGAAAGGGGUGCUGUUGUGAGCAGUGUGGGAUGAGAGGGGGUGCUGUCACAGCUUGGGGAAGGGACCCUGGUCUCAGGCAGGUGGGUCAAGAGUUCAUGGGCCUCCACAGUCCAGGUAGGUUCUUGUGCCCAUUUUACAGAUGAGGAAACAAAGACACAUAGAGGAGCCAGGUGACUUGCCGCCCAGACUUUACAGGAUUUGUGGGGCAAAGCCAGAGAUGACAGUGAGAGAUUCAGAGCUCUUAGGAGCCUGGUCCCUGCUGGGGUGGGGAAGGUCCCCUGCCUGGCCUCAGACCAUGAAUCUUUGUUCCCUCCCCAGGGGCAGGCUGGGCCCUGAGGCCUGGGAGGUGGAGGUGCCCAGCUCUGGGAAAUAGGGCAGCCCUGGGCCUUGUGUCACUGCACGCCCCUCCCCCUCCCGCCUUUGUUUCUCUCCACAGCUUCAUUCUCUUUCCCUCCCCUCACUCAGGCUCCUCCUCCUGCCUUCUCUGUCUCUUCAUUUCUUUUCUCUCCCUCUCCCAUUCUUUCUCUCUCUCUCUCCCGGAUAUGGCCUCCCUUCCCUGUCUCCCAGCACAGCUACUGUCAGGCAGCUCCUCUGUGUCUCCAUUUCCCCGCCUUUCACACUGAUGUUCUUCCCACCCUGGGGACCGAGGGCACCCUGAGGAGGCCCUGCCACAUCUCAACUGGCGGGCGCCUCUCCUCUCCCCAGCCUGGGGCAGUCUGAGCUCCCCUUUCUCCUGGACAUGGGGGGAGCUUUUGUUCUGAGUCCUCAGCACAAGUGGUGGGAGAGGCCCUGCUCUGAGAAGGGAGGGCCACCAUGGGGCCCCAGGCGGAUGACAGAGGGGCCUGGGGUGGGUGGGGGCAGCCCUGGCACACAGGUGACACACACCUGGCAAGCUCUGUUCCUGCCCUGGACAGCCCAUGCCAGGACAUAAACAGAAAUGCUUAGCUAGGGAGGUGGAAACAGAGCAGGUGAGGAGACACUAGUCAAAAUGCCGGCCCAGGAGGAGGAAUAGCAGAGCAAUGUCGGGCUCCCCACUCCUCAUUUCCGUGUGUGAUAGGCAGGCAGAACACACAUGCGAAACGCAGGUGAAUUACAUUCCCUGCCCAGCUGAGCCCCUUCCACAUACACGCAGGCGUGCACACACACAGAGCCUGCCUGGUGGCCCUGGGAACAGCACAGCAUGGACGCAGGGCCUGGCCCUGUGAGCCCACGGGGCGAGCUCUUAGAGGGUCAAGCCAAGAGUCCAGGAAGAAAGCAGUGGCUCAAUGAAGACUCCCAAUAGAUGGAAAGACCCCGGUUCCCCCAGCUGGCUUGGGCUCUGCACCAGCCAGCCAGGAAGCAGUUUGCCCAGGCCUUGCCAAUGUCCCCCUGCUGGCCCCUGGUGACCCAGGACAGCUCCUGAGAACUGAGGAGGCCGGGCUCAGAUGUGGCCGGGCUCCACAUUCGGGAGCACAGAUGGGGCCCCCCUGUGGGACCAGACAGGCUUGGCUGCAGACCCAGCUCUCCCUCCAUCAAUGAGAGGUGUUUCUAGUAUUCAGUGGCCCACCGGGGACCUGGCGAGUCUCUGUAAGGAGAGGCUGUAUCUCUUCCACGGAGUCUGUGGUCAGUCGCUGGCACCUCUCUAUGCCCCUACCCUGCCCCCACUUCAGCAGAAACCCUCAAGAGGACGGACUCUGUGCUAGCCCCUUUCCACAGCCAAGCCCAGGCUUCUGACACUGACGUACCUUCUCAAGUCCAAACUACCUGUUCCUGUGGGAGGGGUUUGCCUCUGGUGUCCUGGUGUGACUGUAAGGAGUGGCCCCUGGUAGAAGGGGCCCGUGUGGACGGUCAGCUCCAUGUUUACCCUCACUGUGGGGACCCAAACUUGAGCUCCCACUGGCAGUCGUUGGCUGAUGUUUUUGCCCUCUCCUUUCCUCUCUGGCAGUGUUAACUGUUUCCUUGUGCCCACGCCCUUGAGGAUGGGAGGAGGGGCUGAUGCCUGGUGUUGGGAAAAGGAGAGGGGAGGAAACUAACUACAUGGACAUCCUCAUCUCACUGUCCCGUGAGUCAGGAGCCCCCAUAGAGAUGAGAAUCACCUGAGGUCACACGGCUAGUAGAUGGCAGAGCCUGGAUUGAACUCAGCAUCCGGGGCCCAGGGGGAAGCACUGGCUUUGCCAUCCAUGCUCAGUUCCUCCUUUUCUCUGGUCCUGCCUUUGGGGAAGUUUGCAAAAACUGCUGAACACAUCAUUUACCCAAACCCCACAACGCCGCCGGGUGCUGCGUCAGACAGCCAGCCAGGACAGGAGGCAGCCACGCUCCCCAGCUUGCUCCCCAAAACUGACAGCGGCUGGAGGGCGCUGGGGGAGGCUGUGGUGCGCCCUGCCCCAUUCCCCUUGAUGUGUCCAAGCAGGAGCCCUGGCCGGUAACAGGGACUGAGCAGCUAUUUGUUGUAUAAAUGAACAAAUGAGUUCUGUCUCUCAUGGUUGUCCUCACAAUCACUUAAGAUUUGCUGAAUUUGGGGCCCAAGAAUGGAAACAUCUCUUGGCUCUGUGGCUUUUUUCAGAAAAGGCUUCCCCCAGAGAUCUGGGCAGAUAAUAGUGGUUCCUCUUUUUGUUUUUGUUUUGGUUUUUUUUUUUGAGACGGAGUCCCACUGCAACCUCAGCCUCCCAAGCAGCUGGGAUUACAGGCGCCUGCCACCACACCCAGCUAAUUUUUAUAUUUUUAGUAGAGACAGGGUUUCACCAUAUUGGCCAGGCUGGUCUCGAACUCCUGACCUCAAGUAAUCCGCCCUCCUUGGCCUCCCAAAGCGCAUGAGCCACCACACCCAGCCAAUAGUGAUUAACAGUUGGUUAGGUCCUUAUAAUGAACCAAGCUGCUUCAUUUGUGUCAGGACCCUGGGCUCUCAACCCUUCCAGGGUAAAUGUUUUCAUCCCGGUUUCUCAGAUGGGGAAACUGAGCCACUUGGUGUGACUUUGUUUAGUCACUUGCAGGUGACUGAGCUGGGACUCGAGGUCCUUGCUAACUGCAUUUCCCAGCAGCUGGACACUGGGCUGGGGCAUGAUUUGGAAACAGGUUUAGUACCCCAGCCUAUUCCAGAUGCACCCUGACCCCCAGGCCAAGGUUUCCUUCCAUCUGAUCCCUUCCAUGAGAGCCUCAUUCUAAGCUUAAUAGUUUAAUCUUUGGUGUCCAUUUCAAGGAGGCUAAAUUCCUGUCUGGGGUAUUUUUAGCCGUCCUCAGGAAGGGGAAGCUCCACUGGGCACUGGGGGAGGGGACGCCUUGCCCGAAGCCGGUUUCCUGAGGAAGGGCUGCCGAACGUGUGCUUGACCGUGGCCCUGGGAGAAGCUGGUAGUUGGUCAGUUGGGAGCCCUGGGAGCAGAGCAGGCGAGGCAGGCGAGAGUCACCCUGAUAAUGCCAUCCCGCCUCCUCUGAUAUGCCAGGUGCUGAACCCGGGGCAAGGGAUACAGGUCCGAGAGGAGACCGCCACCCCCCACGGGUACACUGCCUGGCACGCUGCAGUCCUGGGAAGGCUGGAGAGGGCUCGAGGGCAGGCCGGGAGAGCUGGCAAGGCCCCAGAGCAGGUGGACCUCAAGCAAUGCCUGGGAGGCUGGUGGGCGGAGCAAGGGUCAGUGGGGUUCAGAAAAGGGCGCCCCCAGUAGGAAGACUCUUGGGUGCACAGACCGGGCUCCACAGAGCAGGUGCUUGCUCUGUGGCUGGAGCCCCAGCAAGGGAAGAGGCCAUAGGCUGGGGGUUUGUACCUGGGCAGGUGGGCACAUUAGCACUAUUCAGAGGGAUGUGUUCAGGAUAGGCACAGAGGCUCAUGUACGUAAUCCUAACACUUUGGGAGGCAGAGGCAGGAGGAUCACUUGAGUGCUGGAGGUUGAGGCUGCAGUAAGCCAUGAUUGUGUCAUAGUAGCCUGGGCAGCAGAGCCAGACCCGAUUUCUAAACAAAAAAUGAAAAACACCUGUUAGAUGAGAGCCAGGAUGUGAAGCUGGGAGCCGCUUUGAGCACUGAAUUCAGAUAGUGGUCUCAGACAUGGUGGCUUUCAAGGACCCCUUCUCUCCAAUCACAUCUGACAUGGAACUCCAACGUAGAAAUCAGAUACAAGUGGUAUUCUUUUAUCAGUAUAAAUUUAGAUAUUUAAAUGUAUAACAUUUAGCUAAUCAAGGAAAACAACCACCAGUUGUGAUAGACGCAGAUGUUUAGCAUCGGGGCUGACAAGUGAGCAGUGUUUGAGAUCGGCCUCAGCACCUAAUUUAUUUUUUUAUGUGUUAGAAGGUAGCACAUAGAACAUUUGAGUAGGUGAGCCUUUUAAAAUCAGUUUUUAAAUAGUAGACUCUUUAUUUUUUGUAUUUUUCAAUCCGAUUUUUAAGGAAUUCUUUUUUUUUUUGAGAUAGAGUCUCAUUCGGUUGCCCAGGUUGGAGUACAGUGGCUUGAUCUCCGCUCACUGCAAACUCUGCCUCCUGGUUUCAAGCGAUUCUCCUGCCUCAGCCUGCUAUAGCUAGGACUACAGGCAUGCACCACCACACCCGAGUAAUUUUGUAUUUUUAGUAGAGACGGGGUUUUACCAUGUUGGCCAGGCUGGUCUUGAACUCCCGAACUCAGGUAAUCUGCCUGCCUCAGCCUCCCAAAGUGCCACUGCACCCAGACUUUUUAAGGAAUUCUUGAAGGACCUGUAGAACACGGUUUGAGAACCACCGAGGAAAUCCCACCUCCCUGUUGUACAGAUGGGAAGACUGAGGUCAGCAAGGGGCAGAGCUUACCCAGGAUCCCCCAGGGAGAUGGAGGAGUUGGUCAGAUACACAGCGGGAAUCAAUCAUGGCUCCCUGUAAUUACAAGUGUGCCCUGUUCCCAAGGCAAGAGUAGAAAAGACUUCAAGUCCAGACACACCCGAAAACGGCUAAGCCCUGGUCCAUGCUGAAUGUGCCUGCUGUCUGUUCCCACGGCACUGAGCCAACAAUAUUAACACUCGUUUCUCC